CUGUCUAAUCUAUACAGUACAUUUAUUCCCUGGUCUGUCUAAUCUAUACAGUACAUUUAUUCCCUGGUCUGUUUCACCUCUAAACAGCUGCCUCUCCCUGAAGUUCAGGACCAAGGCAGCAGCCCGCUCUCUGUACACAGAUUACAACACCUCGCCUUUUAUACAGCAGCAGCAUACACACUGAAACCUUCCACAACAGCCAACACAUCAUUUGAAAAGUCUGACGCGGACACUUUCCAGUGAAAACUCUCUCCUGGGGGCAGAGCUACAGCAAAGGCAAGCUCAGGCACUGAGGGAGAGGGUCUCAUUUGCAGACAAUCGAAAGUCCUCAGGAAGAUGCAAGGACUGUCUCCUAUCACUGACACAGGCUAUUUUUAUGCAGCUGGUGAUUAAUUCAUCCUGUAAUAAGGAACCUGAGAUCAGAGCUUUGUGCUUCUUAGGAGGGUCAUCUCUCAGGAGACAGCUUAAUAGGUAAGUGACUAACCUGAGCCUUGCUCCAUCCUGAAAAGUUGCUUACUGAAACUUUUACCAAGGUGAGGCUUUAACUGGAAAUGCCAUUUAAGCAUCUCUGUUACCUGUCUCAAUUUAAGGUAUGGGUUUUUUUUUUUUCUGGACACAUUGGGAGCUGUGUGCAAAGAGUCAUUUCAGAGUUCUACAAGUGGAGCAAUCAGCAGAGACAUUCUAUUGGUUUCCAUGGUUACUGCUCCACUGUUAGAACGUUGCCCCAGAAUUACUGUUAAUUCAAAUCUCCCACUGGGUUGAUCGGUGUGUCUUUUAACUAAAGCACAUCACCUUUAUUUAUUUAUUUAUUUUACAAACUUUAACUUUUUGAAUAUCCAACUAUUUUGAGCUUUUGGAAACUGACACAUGUCUCUUAUCUAAAAUCUUCUUCAUUCCCUAGUCAUUUAUUGGAAUUUAAUUUGUCAUGUCUUUUUUUUAUUUAACAUUUCCCACAUUUCCAAAUUGUCACCACAACCAAUCCACUGUCUUUCCCUCUCUUUCCUAACCACUGUAGGUAUUGUUUUAAACCUCCGGUUUGCCAAGCCUUUUCUUUUUGUGGGGAUAAACAGAUCAAGAUAUGGUGCAGCCUUUUUACUGGUGGUGCUUGUUUAUGGGGGUCUCCUAUCUUCGUGGAUCUCUGGCAAGACCUCCAGAUGAGCAAGACUACUAUCACCAGGAGAUCUUAACAAGGGAUCACUAUUACUCUUACCCGGACCCUGAGGAGCUACAGACACCUCUGGAGCCAGAGCCAGAGUCUAAUAUCCCCCUGGAGCCCAGAGGGGACAAUAAUCGUGGGACUCAGGGCGCAAGAGAUGAGAUAUACCCACUGCCCAAGAAGGAUAUCAAAUCCAAAAAGGUUAAUAAGAAGGAAGACAGAAGUCAACAGCAAACACAAGGUAAUCUACCAUCCAGACAGGCAAAGUUAUUGCAUCUUUAAAUCAUGGGGCAAUAUGCAGACAUAGUGUGCUCUUAAAUAAUAUAUUAUGUGUGUAAAAUAUUGUAUGGCAGAGAAUUGCUAGCACAGACUGAGUACUGUAUCAUUUGUUACAUUUAACAGAACUGUAAAGCUCUAUGCAAUAGAUGUCAAUUAUUUGUUAUAGAAUAAACUAUUCACUCUGUCAGAUGGGAAUGUCUUGCAUGUGCUGUAGUUGUUAUGCUGGAGGGUAAAAUAGAAAAUACAAUAAAAAUGAUUGACAGACUUUAGCAAAACCCUGUUUCAUACUAGAGAAGUGAUACAUAGGAGCAUAUGGACUGAUCACAUGUACAAUAAUAUAGAAGAUUCCUAAAUAAAGUAAGCAGGUAGAUGUGUUAGAAAAUUCUGAAAUCAAAGGUUUUGAUAUUCCUAGUUGCAGUGCUCACCUCAACCUUUUGGUUUGGUGGUGGCGCUGUUGCCAUUAUUUUUGGAAUAUAUUUUGUUAGGAAUAGGAGUAACUACAUUGGUCAAGUUCUAGAGUAUCCUGUAUCUAUUUAAAACGUGUUUGUACUUAGAAGUUAGAAUAAUGCUUCUGGAAACUGGAGUUUUGUUAUCACUAGACAGUUAUGAAUAUGUCACAGUGUGAGAUGUUCAGCAGUGGUGCGAGAUUAUUAUUUAUAUAGCGCCAACAAGUUCCAUAGCGCUGUACAAUGGAAUAACACAAUACUAAUACUCUUUUGUAUAGGUAUAUUAGGAAAGUUUAACAACAUUACAGUGGUCAUCAUGGGGUCAAGUUGGGUUACUGCUGCACUCUAAACUAUAUAUUUUUUUAGAAAAUAAAGAAAACCUGUAAAAAAUAAAAAAAUAAUUUAAAAAAAUUACAUAAAUGAAAAGAUCAGCUUUAGGGUGCUAUACAAACCUGAUCCAUAAAUUUUACUGGCAAAAUUGAAGAAAAUGCAUAUAUUAAUAGGAUUUACUCCAAUAUCACUUCCACCAGUAUGGUCUCUGCACUGACUAUAUGUGAAUACAUCUACCUGUCUAUGUGUAACAAGAGAGGGAUAUGUUAGUGAUGCACAGGUAUGCAUUGUGGGUCACAGUGUGCAUUAUGUGGGCAUGCAGGUGCAUGUGUAUCAGCCUACAGCAGCAAUAGUUUUUCUUUUUGCCUUUAAGCAAAGACAGAGCCUUGAACUUAUGAAUACAUUGUAAUGUAAGCAUUUGUUAGUAAUUUGUCUAAUGAAGCGAGCAGAUAAAAUAUAUAUUCACUGUAAGGAAAUGUUAUGAUCUUCUGGAGUGACAGCCGCUCAAACUAAGAAGUAGUGAGUGCGGAAAGCAUUUUAAACAAUCAGUACCUUUAUAUAGUUAGGGUUAAUUACCGGCACCUCGGGUGGAAAUGUAGUUUGGAGUCUCUCUCUCUCUCUCUCUCUCUCUCUCUCUCUCUCUCUCUCUCUCUCUCUCUCUCUCUCUCUCUCUCUCUCUCUCUCUCUCUCCUCCCAUGAUCAAGGUGCCUGCUCAGGUGGGAGUGUGGUGUACAUCCCCCUGUCACUCAGACUGGAAAGUCCCCUGACCACCCCCCAUUGUACGACAAUGAGUGGAACUGCCUUAUAAUUUCAGUUCAGUCAAACUGUGGCUGAUUUCAGUUUACACAUAGCUGGGUGUGCUGUUUAGUAAAUCAGGAUAUAUUAAGCUGUGGGCAGUGUCCCAGCACUGUCUGUGGCUCAGCUUCUCUUAUCUAGAGAACACAGGGUUCAGCCCAAGUUGUACAAGGGGUGUGCAUACUCGCAGUGUAAAACUUAGUGAAGCUAAUAUAUACAACCCAGAUUAAAGUCUUAGAUUAGAUUAUUCUCAGGAGUUGAGACAGAUUUACGCUCCAAUAAAAAAAUUAAACCUUACAGAGUUAUUUACUAAACACCGGUGAAAACGAACAAAUUCCAACCGCAUUGGCAAUUGUCAUAUUUACUAAAGCCAAAUGAGGUCAGCAUUCGGGUGGUCCGAACGAUUCUGUAACGUUGGUUUGAAUGAGUUUAGAAAAGCACUAAUAUCCGUACCUGAACCAAAUCACAACAGUAGAAUCCGAGAUUUAGCAAUGACCGCAUGGCGGCCGAUGGUAAACUGAAUGCAUGCGGUAUGUGCACUGUGGCAAACCUAGCCACUUGGACAAUAACCAGAGACUGUGCCUUUAAGGGUUGCCACUAGGUCGGGCGAGAUAUGCGCUGUACACAUAUGUAGAUGUUAAGGUAUUUUCCGUGUUGCCUGUAAUACUGUUUCCGCCGAAUGCAAUUGGCGGUUUUGUAUGGGGAUUUUCUUUCGUUUCACGAACGGCACUUUAGAAAGCCGUUCGUGAACCGAACGCGAUACCCCCUAAUAGCCCACACACUUAGAGGCGUGUGGCGCUAGUUAACCGAUUGCAACAUUGUUGCAAUCGGUUAUUAGAGGCUCUCCUGGGUGGCCGUCGUUCGACUACCGACCAUGCGGCGGUCGGCCAUCUUGGAUCCCUUGUUCGUCAGCGGGUUCGUGUCGUCGAACGCAUACUACUACCAAUAGUUAUUCGACGGCACGAACACCGCUGAGCCUCCCAGACGUUCGGGAGUUUCAGGACCAAGUUCACCCAAAGCAAUCGGUUCCUUUUGUGGGUUUUGUAAGAAAUGUGUUUUCUGUGCGGCGUUCGGUUAAUUUGGCUGGGAUCUGAGCAGCAAUCUCACGAAUGAUGCGCCCAGACCCCAGCUAUCUACCGAACGUCCAUUCGUGUAAAUCCACCGUGUAUUUUAAAAGUUAUGUAUUUUUAUAUGAAUUGCCGGUUCUGCUGCACGAGGGGAUAAUCCCCUUAACGGUGCAUUCUGGGAGGAUGAUCCCUCUCGUGCAGCAGUGCCUGAUGGGAGAAAUAUGUUAUACUGUAAGUCCCCCAUGUAGUCCCCUCUGGGAAUGCCCCUGGGAAGGGACUCAGGAGACCCCUUGCAUGGGGACUUGUAUAAAUUGUCGUGCUGAAUAAAGGAUUGUCAGUUGACUCCCAAAACUGUGUCUCGUCCGGUUAUUGGGAGGUUGGGGAUAUUGCCUUGGUAUUUUCAGCGCUUGACUGUGGAUUCGUUCUGGACCAGCGGAAUUCGUGGAUUUUAUAUUGGCGUUCCGCUACAUGCACAUUCACAAAUAAUCAUUCACUUGCAUUUUGCAAGCUGGCGCGAGAAUAGUUAAAAACCCUCAGCACCACGAGGGUUAAUUAUGUGGUGGCUUGUCAGCACUCGCUAACCAGCUGUCACAUGGAAAAGGUAAAUAAAUAAAAAUCUUUCGAAGUAAAUAACACCUUGCUAAAAUAGAGGUACUGUACAUAUUUACUAAACUUAAAGGGACACUCCAGCUUGCUGAAAAGCUUUAUGUGUGAAGAGUCUGUACUCUUUCUUCAUUUUGGAAAUAGUGCAGAUUUCAAUAGAAAUUGAUACUUUCAUAAAAUAUAUUGGAUACACCCCGUAACUUUUCAAGCAGACUGCUACUUCUGGGGUAUUUGCACUGAACUAAGGAGGCAGCAAUUGCCCAGAGCACCUGCCUUUCAAAAACUUCUCAUUGAGCUGCAUUGGGAAGUCUGUAAUUGGACAACCACAGAAAGUCUGAGCUAGGCUAGAAGGGGAGGGCUUGCAAAGGCUGCAGACAAGCUAUCUGCAAAUUUUUCAAGCUGUUUUUGGAUAUAGCUCCAAUGAAAAAUGCAUAAAUUCAAAAGCAUAAUUAAAGAAAGGGUACACACCCCGACCCAACAUGCUCCCGCCCCUAACCUUGACCUUAUAGCUAUAUAUAAUAGGUGCCGGAAUGCGCCAAUCAAAGCAAAAGCUUUAUCCCUUGGAUAUGCCGCCUUAGGGCAACAUCCCCCUCUGACGAAUUUCGCUUUUACGACUCAAUGGCAUAAUUUAUAAUUUAUCCAGCAACACCGAACACAUGCUGGCGAUGCUCUAAUGAUAUAGGGACAAUGAGGCAUGUCUGGUGGGAUUGCCCAAAUAUUUUACCAUUGUGGACUGAAGUCCAACGACUGGGCAAUUCUCUAGGAAUUAUAAAGGGAACUCUAACACCCAUCAUUAGUCUAUUCCUAUUGUUGCCUGCUCAAAUUCCUGCACAGGACAAGCAACUACUGAUUAUACUAAUACUUGCUGCGCGCAAUCUUAUUGCGUGCCACUGGAAACAACAGACUUGCCCGACGCCACAGCAAUUACUCCACAAGACACAACAGUAUCUGCGACAUGAACUGCUGAUUACUUCGACACCCAGUCGUAGAGAUUUCACACACAAUAAUUGGCAAAGAUGGAGCAAAUACAUAACGGACAGUCAGCACCCAGGGUAACUUGCCAUGCACACAUAGGCUACCCUACGCACCGGGAAGGCUUUAAACACGAACAUGACACAAGACGCACGACCGACUAAGACAGGCUGGAUACACAUUUGUAUGUAUUAACGAAGGCACAAGGUGUAAUGUUUGUAACAGACUGUUUGUAACUGAAUACUGGUAGCUACUACAUUGUAACUAUCUAAUCUAUAAUUGUGGAUACCCCCCCCCCACUUUUCUUCCUUUCUGUAACCCCCCACAUGGUUACUUUGAAAACUCAAUAAAAUACGAAUUUGAAAAAAGAAAAAUGCAUAAUUAAAAAAAACUUUUCAUUUGGGGUAUAUCUACUAAACAGUGAUUUAAAAUAUUUAGUUUUUGGGCACUGGAGUGUCGUUAAAACUAGGUACUGGGCAGCCAUUGCUGUCCAGCCACUGAAAAAGGUCUUAUCUCAUCUUGGAUGGGGCCUGUGCUCUUACUAGGGUGAAGUAGUGCCCUCCGUGACCUAAUAUACCCUCCCUGGCCUCCGAUGGGUGGGGGAUCUAGUUAAUUAUAAGAUAAGAUACUCCCCGGGUGACUAGAGGUCCCCAAUUUCCUAGCCAUCCCCCUAAAAGAAAGUCCCUACCUAACCCUCUGACCAGGGCAGGAAUUAGGCGCCCUUUGCGAAAAGUCUUCAUGACGCCCCACUCCCCCCCCACCAAGUUGCCUGUAUACAGACACACACACACAGGCACAGGCAGACAGUCAGACACGCUCAGUUACAGGCAGUCACACACACACAGUUACAGGCAGACAGUCACACACAGCUACAGGCACACAAUCACGAACAGUUACAGGCACAUGGUCACACACUCAGUCACAAGCAGACAGUCACACAUACUCCAUUACAAGCAGACAGUCAUACACACUCGGUUACAGGCAUGCGUACACACACUCAGUUAAAGGCAGUCACACAACGGCACAGCUACAGCGACACACACAACUGGAGUCUCACACAGUCAGACAGUCACACACACACACACAGUCACACACACAGGCAGGAAAACAGUCACACACACACACACACAGGCAGGCAGUCACACAGACAGGCAGUCACACAGACACACAGGCAGGCAGGCAGUCACACAGAAGGGCAGGCAGACAGUCACACAGGCAGGCAGUCAGUCACAAAGACAGACAGACAGGCAGACAGUCACACCCAGUCAGUCAGUCACACACACAGUCAGUCAGUCACACACAGGCAGACAGUCACACACACACACAGGCAGGCACACACACGCGCACACAAACACACACACACACACACACACACAGGAAGGCAGUCACACAGGCAGAUAGUCACACACACAAGCAGGCAGACAGUCACAAACACAGGCAGACACACACACACAGGAAGGUAGUCACACAGACAGUCAAACACACACAGGCAGGCAGACAGUCACACAGACAGACAGUCUCACACACAAACAGGCAGACACAUACACAGGCAGGCAGUCACACAGACAGACAGACAGGCAGACAGUCACACCCAGUCAGUCAGUCACACACACAGUCAGUCAGUCACACACAGGCAGACAGUCACACACACACACAGGCAGGCACACACACGCGCACACAACACACACACACACACACAGGAAGGCAGUCACACAGGCAGAUAGUCACACACACAAGCAGGCAGACAGUCACAAACACAGGCAGACACACACACACAGGAAGGUAGUCACACAGACAGUCAAACACACACAGGCAGGCAGACAGUCACACAGACAGACAGUCUCACACACAAACAGGCAGACACAUACACAGGCAGGCAGUCACACAGACAGACAGACACACACACACACACACAUGCAGGCAGUCACACAGACAGACACACACAGGCAGGCAGUCACACAAACAGGCAAACAGUCACAGUCACACUCACACACACACACACACGCAGUCACACAGACAGAUAGCCACACACACAGGCAGGAAGACAGUCACACAGACAGACAGUCACGCACACACAGGCAGGCAGUCACACGCAGACAGUCACACAGACUGACAGUCACACAUACAUACAGACAGUCACACACACACACAGGCAGGCAGUCACACACACACACACACACAGAGGCAGGCAGGCAGUCACACAGACAGACAGUCACACACAGGCAGGCAGUCACACGCAGGCAGUCAAACAGACUGACAGUCACACAUACAGGCAGACAGUCACACAGACUGACAGUCACAUACACAGGCAGGCAGACAGUCACACAGACAGACAGUCACACACACACACACAGGCAGGCAGUCAUACGCAGACAGUCACACAGACUGACAGUCACACAUACUGGCAGACAGUCAUACACACAGGCAGGCAGUCACACACACACACAGAGGCAGGCAGGCAGUCACACAGACAGACAGUCACACACAGGCAGUCACACAGACAGACAGUCACACACAGGCAGUCACACAGACUGACAGUCAGACAUACAGGCAGACAGUCACAUAGACUGACAGACACAUACACAGGCAGGCAGUCACACACACACACACACACACACCCAGAGGCAGGCAGGCAAUCACACACACAGACAGACUGUCACACAGACUGACAGUCACACAUACAGACAGGCAGUCACACAGACUGACAGUCACACAGUCACACACACACACACACGCACUUCCUUCUUCCUGUGCAGCAGUUACCAGGGGCUUCGGGAUGGUAUUAGAGCCGCCUCACGAUAAGUCCAGCCCCGUCCCGCCUCUCAUUAAGCCCCGCCCCCGCUGCCGCAAUUUUUUUUUAAAAUAGACUCGGGUGGAGAAUAGUAAAAUCCUCCACCCGGGUGCCUGUUUUGGCUCCCCUGACCUCCUGUCACCCGGCUAUGUGCGAGCUGUGUCGGCCACAUGGCACCCCUUGGUCCAUGGCGCACUGUGCGGCCGCACAGCUUGCACACCCCUAAGGCCAGCCCUGCCUCUGACCUUAAUAAUAGUGAGGAGGGAGCCAAAAAAAUCUAAUACCCAUUGAAAAAAAUGUACUUAUUAUCAGAAGUCUUUCUUAUAAUUCUUCUUUCCUUCACUCACAAAAAAGGUCAAAUAAAAAUCCAUAAUUCUAGAUGCCACCAAUUAAAAUAAAAAAAAGACCCAAUUGCAAAAAAAAAAAGCACUACAAUAAAAAACUAAUCCAUCUUUACCCAUGGGGAGCUGGCCGCACAAUGAGCACUCUUAGAGGGGAUAGCCCUUGUAAAGGCACCCCCAGGCAUAAAAGGGUUAAACUGCCGUUUAGGAGAUCUUCCCCUUCCAGAGAUGAAGGCACAGCUACUGUAGAACACCAAACUCACGAACCGCCAAUAAGGGAAUGCUCCAAACUCCCGAACGGCAUACAAUAUAGCACUCCAAACACACGAACUGGAACCAUACGAAUCGCUGCUAGCAGACGAAUAGGAAAAGCAUCCAAGCGGCUUACACUCCUAGCAAUCAGUCUCUAUCAGCAUUCAGUAAAUCCCCCCAAAGACGAGACAAGACUCUGUGUUGAGGGUCAAGCAGUGGUCUGUUUAAUGAGGGCUACCAGCCCAGUAUUUAUGCAGGUCUCCCACCUGGUGGUAACUCCCCUAGGCGACCAAAUAGGAGACUGUGACAAGACAGACAAGUAGACAAAUAGGACACACAGUCACAUUAUAUUCCCACAAUGCAUCCUGGCUUCCUCCCCUCUGCCUUGGAGAUAAUUGAGAAGUAAUUCAAUUAUCUCCCAAGACAAAGGCAAAUCGCCAUUAUGCAUGUGGGGAUACUAAAACAUGAAUUACUAUUAAAAUACACAGUAUGACACAAGUUACAAUAAAACUAUACAUUUAACAUGUCCCCAGAUAGCUCAGGUCUGAGCACACAUUAUUAAGCAAAUGGCGCUCAGACCACACGAAUACAGUUUAAUCGCCAUGAAGCCAAAGUCUUUACAAAGUCAGUUCUCAUACGAAUGGGCUCCAUGGGAUUCCUAUCUGGGGUAUAACAUAGUCAAGUAAAACACCCGAACUGUGUCAAUUUUUAGUUCCAUGAAUUAAGCUUCGAACACCGCUGUCUGUUCGCGUGUUUAAAAUGGCCACGUUAUACGAAUGGCGGCCACCAAGUAUUCGUCAAUUAAGCUGCGGUUAACCGCAGCUUCUGGGAGGCUAAUUGCCGGCACACUCCAGCUCCCAGGUGGUCUUGUCAUUCGUGUGGUAUAGACUUACUCGUAGGCUUAGACUGCGAUGUUCACUUUGAAUAACAGAGUUGUUUAGCACUAGACUUGUGCACAAUGAAAAAAAGAAAAAUUCAGCUGAAUCACUUCUGCUGACAAUAUAAAAUAUUCUGGACGGGUUAAUUGUGGCCAUUUGGUGGUUCGACUCGACUGAAUUUCAUUAACAAAGAAAGAUUUUGGGAAAAAAUAUAUAAGUAUAAUGUAUAAUACACUGAUAACAGCACUCAUUCUAACCUUGCACUCAAACUCCUAAUACUCUUGAGUUAGGGUCAAUGCAUAAAGAAAAUAAACACAAUUCCUAUCUCCAAUGUAUACUUUUAAAUUAUAGAGGUUUAAAUAGUUGUAGAGUGCAAGCUCAUCUGCCGAGGUCAAAGUAAACCAUUUAAGUGAGUUCUUCAGCAGCAGUUUCAUAACUAUUCACUAAAAAACUGAAUUUUUGUAGAUGAUAUCUGGACAGCAAAAUUGAGGUUUAAAUUGAUGUUUUCAUAUUACCAAAUGUUGGCAUAUAUAUUUAUUUACAAAGCUUCAUUAAAGCAGACCUUGACGAUAAUGGAGAUAUUUGUUUUUAGGCUCUCUAAACUCAUCCCUGAUCUGGUAGUUUUUUUUAAUGAAGUCGUGCUGUGAGCUUACUGCUGUUUUUGAAUAGAAGAUGCUGCAUCCUUAGGGUUUCAAACUGGGAUUUCAGCCAAGAAAUAAAAGUUGUGGCCAGCUCAGAUCCCACAUAUUAUGGUCGUUGCACUGCACUUAUUCUCCAAGGCACCACCUAACUCUUAUUUAAUAAGUUGCAGACGAGGAAAGGUUUUCUUACAUAAUCCUAUUUAUACUAUUUAUAUAAUCAACCCACUGAAUAGUGGGGAGUAGAGGAUAACUGCAAAGUGUUAGGCUUAUAUAGCCGUGCCGUGUUGGCUUAUAUGACAGAAGAAUUUCAGUCCUUCCUGAGUCCCUGAUGCCUUAGUCUGGAUAACAAAUUCAUUGUGCUCCACAUUUAGUGCUUAAGAAUGGAAUUUAUUAUAAGCAUAAAACCACAGAAUGAUUAAGAUCCCAAGGGACCGUAAGCAGAUUACCCGUUUGCCCCCCUUUUAUUCUUCACAUAGGCAUGGUUAAUGGUACCAAGCAAACACAUAGUUCUGGGGCACUUGUCCAAGCACUGGGCUUUAAACUGCUGCACAGGGGCAUCUUACUGUUAAUAACGCUUUGCAUAAAACCAUUAGUGAUGCUUAUAUUUGGUUGACUGACUAGGAGAUCAUUUGGGUUUGCUCUCGAAAAAGCGAAUUUUGCUGAUUUGAAACAGUAUUGCAAAAUUUAGGCCAGAAUAAUUGAAAAAUAAAUUCAGCUUAUUUUCCAAAGUAGCUAUUUCAGACUAGAUUUUAUUUUAAUUUUCAAUAUUUAUUCAUUGUAGUGCACAGCCCAUACUUAUGCACCCUCAUGUUAAUUUUGUAUUCCUGCAACCUGGCUUGCAUUAUACAAGUUUGCUUUGUUGUAUUUGCUCCCAGAUAAAGUUGAUGUGUUUUGUACUGUUUGCAAUUGAUAGGAUUUUUUUUGUAGGACUCAGACAUUUGCUCUGUGUUAUGAUUAGUACCCUUGGGGAUUCAACUUCACACUUCAAUAGGAAGAUCGCAAUAAGUGAUACAAAGGCCACCUGUCACUUGGAUUCCAUUUGUUCACCUUUUACAACCAUGUCUAGUCCAUUGAGAGGUGGUACAAUAAUCAUUAGUGGUCUUUGGAAUUGAUGAGUAAAACCGUUGCUACUGGGGGUUGAGGAUUCUCGUUAAUUGUUUGCCAUAUGGUUCUGUCUCAGUGACCGACUAUACAAGAGAGAAAUGUGCCAUCAGAGGUCUACCCCCGCGUCGCCCUUGCUUACCCCAUCACCGCGAGCGGCGUCUUCCGGUACCUGUCCGUGGCUUGCGGCUGUCCCCGCCGCCGCUCCCCAGACUGACAGUGUUUCUGGCACUGCACGCUCUAAGGCAGCUUCCUUGUAUGUGUGCCGGACCUGGUCCUGUGAUCUCGGCACACUGUGAUGACCUCAGAUAUCACAAGAGAGGGAAGAAACACCUCCCACGUGUUGUGAUUAACACUUACUGGAGGUUAGCCAAUCACACACACCCUGUGCGUUUAUAAGAUAACCUCCCCCCCCCCACCUCAGUACCCUGUUGUGGUCUUUACUUAGCCCAUAGCACGUUGUUCUUUGUCUUGAUAUUCUGGUUACCAAUCUUUGGCUUGUCUUCUGUUUACUCUGUCUUCUCUGCUCCCUGACCUCGGCUUGUCUCCUCGUAUUCUGUCUCACUAUUUCCUUCUGACCUAGGCUUGUACUUUGACUAUCCUUUUGUAUAACCCGGCCAUUCUAAGGACCGGUAUUGCAAUUCUGUCUGUUGUGUCCUGUCUGUGAGUUAGGGUUCCCUACAAGACAAAAUGAGACAGAGAAAGCCACUAACAAUUUAAUUUGGGUGUAUUAAAAGCAUCUAUACUAAUUCUCAUAUUAAACAAUAGUUUCCUAAUGUCCAUUUUUCCAUUGAAAACACAAGCAGGGUUUUUCACUAAAGAAAAUUUAAGGCCAAAGUAAGUGAAAUAGAAGCAGAGCUGACUUGGAUAACUUUUCCAGUUUGGAUAUUUUGGCCUUAAAUUUGAAAUUCACUUUGUAUUUCUUUUAGAAUUUCCAACAAUUCUCACCUUAGUGAAUACACCUCUGAACUUUAUCUCACUUACAUUCUGUUCUGCGUGAUACCACCUCCUACCUAUAUCAAUAUUGACAUCGGAGUUAGCAACCAGAAGUUUGUAAUGCUGUCUGUAGUUUGUCUCAUCACAAUGAUUUCUUUGUGGAUGUGUAAAGUCCCACAAAAGAUCAUAUAUAUAUAUCUCCAGAAGCAAUGUUUAAUUAUCCAAUGAAGUACAGGUAACACUUCCAUACAGUGCCAAUAAAGUGCAACAGCAUAACAGAAAGCAUUGAUGCAUUAUUACACUCAGUGUGGGACUAAAUAUCUUAUUUUAAGUGACUGGAAUAGUUAAAUAUUGUACAACAUUUGAUUCACUUUUUGCACAGAGAAAAUAAAGUAAAAAUACAGGAGUUUGCGCUUCUUGAACACAUUCUUUUUCAGAAUAUGUGUAAAACAAAAAAUAUAUAAAAAAACAAACAUACUGUGGUAUAGUCUUUUAAUUACAUUAACUGUACUUUUGGCUGAACUCGAAUUUCAGGAUUGUAAACAUGCAUCAACCGAUGUUUCUUUUCCGUUAUUUAACAAGAAGUCUGCCAAAAGUAAGACCUUUUUGUUAUACACAUCCACAGAUGCAUUACGAAGAUGCUUUUUUGUGCUUCAACCCUGUAUGAAAAAUGUAAGGACUGUAUCAGCAGUUUUAUUUCUUGUUUUUGUGCAAUUUGAAAAAAACAACGAAUAGCAGCAGUUUACAAUCAAUUACCAUAGGUUUUGAGAGUUUCUACAGGAAUUGGAUCUCAUCGCUUUUUUUUCUGGACUCUCUUUCAUUGCUUGUUAAUUAUGUGUGCUAGCCAGUGCUACCGCGUUAUGAAAUAUGUUGUCGAUUUUAAUAAAAUUGCGAUAAAAUAAAUCAUUACUUUCACAGUAAUUUACCCAAAUUAGAUCAUAACCAUUCUAAACUGUAGCAUCUCUGAAUUUAUAUCCAUUGGCUUUGAUUUAGGUUGAAUGACCUGAAUUAGCCCUAAAUUGGAUCUCACAAUCCUGGCAACGGCCCAGGAAUUAAAUCCCACAAUAAAUAAGGAAAUACAUAAUUCAGCCUGCUAUUUGCAUAACAGCAGCUGGGAAAGAAUUAACGCUUUUGAAAUCUUAUAAAAAUUAUUAUUAGUCUUGUGUCUCCAGGAGAGAGACACCACUGGUGCGAGAGAGUGCCAAUAGGAAGACUUGACCUCUCCCUCAGUCACUUUAGGAGCAUCUAGAAACCUUUUGGAAAAAUAGGCACCACAAACUGGACCUCCUAUUCCAACACUCAGAUUUAGAUUAUAAUAGUAAAGGAGGGAGGUCCACAACUUCUACAGGUCUUGACCUUCAUCUCUUGUGGGAUGGCGUAAUCAGUGCUGUCUUAACGCAUGGGCACUCUGGGCAGUUGCCUGGGGACUCCACGAGUUUAUAAGCCCCAUAGACUUGCCAACAUUCAGGAUAUUAUUCCGGGAGAUUAAUUCAGAGCCUUCAAACCCUCUUUAUUAAAGUAUCAGUUGUAUCUGUACAUGCGAUCUUGCUGUUGCAAAUACAUUUCUUGACCUUGACAAAAACAACAUACAUGUACUAAUUGUACAUAAGCAAGACAAAAUCAACUCACAUAAUUUUAUGAAGUUGUGAAGCUAUAACAAAGUUCUUCAAACAUUUUUAACAGACCAUAUCGGUUGCCUUUCCUUGCUAACUAUUAAAUGUUUGUGUGGAUUAAACUCUAUUGUACAGCAUAUUUUCUACUGUUUAAACACAGUUUUUUGUUGGCGGUACCACUAAAUAUUAUUUAUCGAUAAUUUAAAUUUUCAUUCCUAAGAGUGUUUGUGUAGGCAGGGCCCCAGUGCACUGCUUUGACGGGAGUCUGUAAUGGGAGUCUGUAAUGCUGUUAAGACCACCCUAAGGGCGUUGGGCUAUACAAUCCUCUUGUCUUUUUUUUUUUUAAUAUACUAGGAUCCAUGACCCAGUUAUUUUGUGUCAAGCACCACACUCCUCUUCUUGCUAGUUACAAGUGUCUGGAAAAUAAAUUUUAAGAUAGAUACUAAGCAGUAACAUUGUACAGCACUACGGAAUUUGCUGGUGCUAUCUAAUUAAUAAAAUUAUAAUAAUAAUAGCUAUUUCCUUGUUAAAAUAAAUGAGAAUAGAAAUUAUCCUAUGUUAAAACUAGAUUACAUGUCACCAGAACUGUGGCUAAAAUAAAAUAAAAUAAAUAAAUAAUAAAUUCUAUUAGAUAUACCCCAAUGAAGACAUGCAUAUAUUUUUCAUUGGGUGUGUAUCUAAAAACAUUUUGGAAAAGCUGCAAAUCUCUUGUCUGCAGCUUUUGAAAACCCUCCCCUUGUAACACCACCCACACUUUCUGUGUUUGUCCAAUCACAGACUUCCCAAUGCAGCUCAAUGAGAACUCUUUGCAAGGCAGGUGCUCUGGACAAUUGCUGCCUCUUGAGUUUUGCUCUACUGAGCUAACCAAACCAGGAAGUAACAGGACAUGUUGCCUGCUUGACAGCCGGGGGGAUGUAACAAGCUUCAUUUAUAAAAGUGACAAUUUCUGUUAAAACCUGCACUUUUUCUAAAAUGAAAAGAGAGAAUAAUCGUCACACAUAAAACAAUUCAGCAAGUUAAACUACAGUAAGCUGUAGCUAGUCUGGUGACUAUAGUAUCUGUUUAAUAUUGAAUUUCGUAAUUUGAUUCUUAUUAGUGCUAGUUAACUCCUAGGAGAAGGUAUAUACAGUGUACACACACACACACCUAAAUGAAAUUACCUGCUCUUAUACAGUAAGUAAAUACACACACACCAGUGGCGGAUCCAGAGCCUGAUCUCGGGAGGGGCACUUGUAGAUUAUUUAAUUAAAUAAUCCAGGCACAAAAACCACUACAGCUCAGUGUAGUAGUUAUGGUAUCAGUAGUGCCAGGAUUCCACCCCAGAGUAAGUAGUCAUACCGUUUAAGAACAGUUUGACAACUUACCUGGGGUCUGCUGGGAUAUAGGGUAUAGGAGCAGUGGUGUGUGUUAAGGGUGAAGUGUGUGAGUGCGGCAGUGUAUGUCAGGGUUGUAGUGUGUGUGUUAGGGGGCAGUGUAUGUAUGGGGGCACUGUAUGUGUUUUUGGGGCAGUGUGUGUAUGGGGGACAGUGUGUGUAUGGGGACAGUGUUUGUGGGGCAGUGUGUGUGUGUGUAUGGGGCAGUGUGUAUGGGGACAGUGUUUGUGGGGCAGUGUGUGUAUGGGGGGCAGUGUGUGUAUGGGGCAGUGUGUGUAUGGGGGACGAGGGUGUUUGGGGCAGUGUGUUUAUGGGGGGCAGUGUUUGUGGGGCGGUGUGUGCUGGGGCAGUGUUUGUGGGGCAGUGUGUGUAUGGGGGACAGUGUUUGUGGGGCAGUGUGUGUGUAUGGGGCAUUGUGUGUGUAGCUGGGGGACAGUGUUUGUGGGGCAGUGUGUGUGGGGGCAGUGUGUGUAUGGGGGCGAAUGUGUGUAUAGGGACUUGGUGUUUGUGGGGGCAGUGUGUUUAUGGGGGGCAGUGUUUGUGGGGCAGUGUGUGUAUGGGGGUGAAGAUGUUUGUGGGGCAGGUGUGUUGUAUGGGGGACAGUGUUUGUGGGGCAGUGUGUGUGUAUGGGGGCAGUGUGUGUGUAUGGGGACGUGUUUGUGGGGCAGUGUUUGUGGGGCAGUGUGUGUGUGUAAUGGGGGCAGUGUGUGUAAUGGGGGAGGAGGCUUUUUAAAUAAUAAAAAAAUUUUAUUUAAUAAAAAUAAGUGUGUGUGUAUGGUGGCAGUGUGUAUAGGGGUUGGUGUUUGUGGGGGCAGUGUGUGUGUAUGGGGACAGUGUUUGUGGGGCAGUGUGUGUGUAUGGGGGACAGUGUUUGUGGGGCAGUGUGUGUAUGGGGGCAGUGUGUGUAUGGGGACAGUGUUUGUGGGGCAGUGUGUGUAUGGGGGGCAGUGUGUGUAUGGGGGCAGUGUGUGUAUGGGGAGACACAGUGUUUGUGGGGCAGUGUGUGUAUGGGGGGCAGUGUGUGUAUGGGGGCAGUGUGUGUGUGUGUGGGACGUGUUUGUGGGGCAGUGUGUGUAUAGGGCAGUGUGUGUAUGGGGGCAGUGUGUGUAAUGUGGGGGCAGUGUGUGUAAUGGGGGAGGAGGCUUUUAAAUAAUAAAUUUUUUUUUUUUAUUUAAUAAAAAUAAAUAUUCUAUGUCCCCCUCCCUUCUUACCUUUAUUUAGGAGGAGGGGGGACAUUUCCCUGGUGGUCCGGUGGGGAAUUCAUUGGUAGUCAGGUGGUCAGAGUGAACUCUAGCCCGUGCUCCCGGGCUAGAGUUCACUUUCGCGAGAUUUGGAGCGUUGCCGUGGUAACCGCGGCAACGCUCCAAAUCUCGAGCGAGGAGGACCCGGAGGAGCUGCAGGCUGAGCUCCGGGUCCUCUCUCUCACUCUCUCCCUCUGCCGCCGGCUGUCAGCACAGUGCCUGCGGACCGGGGAGGGAGAUCUCUGAUCUCCCUCCCCGGUCUACAGGCACAUUGCAGGGCUGGCACUUGGGCAAUGCCAGCCCUGCGUUAGCCGGCGGGGGGGGAAUCUCGGGGGGGGGCAAUUGCCCCGUUGCCCCCCCCCCCCUGGAUCCGCCAAUGACACACACACACUUGCACUUUGGCAUAGAAAAGGAUUUAUUCUGAUAAUUUCUUGUAUAUAUGCCAUGAGACACACACACACACACACACACUCAACUCAAUGAAAUGACCUGAUCUUAUAUGCACACAGCCAAACACCGGUAACAACAGUAAGUGAUCUAUGUAAUUUCUUGCUAGAUAGGCUUCCUCCCUAAUCAUAGGAACUUACUUGUAAUGCAUACCAAUUAAAUAUACUUCCUUUAUACAUGUACAGACAGGUCUCUGACAUGUGUCCAUGUGUUUGUCUCCAACAUUCUGAUCUAAAGUUCUAUUAAGAGAGUUUGUAAUCUGGUGAAUAUUUAAGUGACACAUUUUGUUCCCCCGCAGCCAAGAACGGUAGCAAGAAGACAGACAAAAACAAGAAGAGUUCUGAGAAGUAUGUUUUUGGAGCCAGUGAAGAAUCGACUUUCCACGACGUCAGAGAAAGUUCGUGAGAAUCUCUGUCUCUUUCAUUGUGUUUGUUUGUGUUUGUUUGUUUUAGUUAUGGCACAGUGAGGCAUUGUGAUGAAUAUAUUUUCUUGAUGUAAAUUUACAGCAAGGCACAUGCAAAAUGGUAUUUUCAAAGGAAUUUAUUACAAUAAGAAUCAUUGAUUUAAAGAUAUAAAGAAGAGCUAUUUCAAGCAUCUAGACAACAGUAACCUGAGAAAGAUAAUAAAAUAACAGCGAACCCAGAUGUCAUGUGCGUGGGCUAUAGGCCCAGCCGAGACAGUGGGGAGAGUGUGGAAGUGACAGGGUUAAUUAUUAUUAUUAUUAUUAUUGCCAUUUAUAUAGCGCCAACAGAUUCCGUAGCGCUUUACAAUAUUAUGAAAGGGGAUUUAACUAUAAAUAGGACAAUUACAAAUAAGCUUACAGGAACAAUAGGUUGAAGAGGACCCUGCUCAAUCGAGCUUACAUUCUAUAGGAGGUGGGGUGUAAAACACAUUAAUGACACCAGACCCCUGGUUACCUGUUGCUAGUCCCAGCAACCACUCAAUUAACCCCUGCAAUCCCUUCUACACUAACUCCCUUAGUACACUUGACUGCCACCACCAAGACUUUUAAACCCGGGCGUCUUAGGUUACCCCACACACAGGAGAAUUAUAGUAUCACCGUUCUACUUUUACUGAUAAAACAUAUAUAGUUAACCCUUUUUGGUAACGUGUUUACCUGAGCUUUCCUCUGGAGAGUGAAGCUCAUAGAGAACAGAGACACAAGCUGAUUAAGUAAACAUUUAAUCUGACAAAAAGGAUUCACAGUGCUGAGUACAAAAUACAGAAAUAAAUGACAUACAGAUAACAAAUUGCAAAACAGUACAUAAAAUAAAAUAGGAGAAAACACAAGAAAUUCCUUACAUAUAUUUACCCCAUAUAGAAUUCUUGUGGGAGUCUUAGAUGGUAUAGGUCUCCUAGAAGUUACUGACAAAAAGAAAAAUGAAUAACUGACUUCCCUGGAUAGUCCAACACCCUCAUAUAUCUAAACUAGUUGUUUCUCAGUGGGCAGACCCCUGGGGGGGGGAUCAGAGGGGGCUGGUCUGGCAGUCUAUUGCCCACUCUAUGAAAUUCCUUGUGUCCAGCUCUGGUGAUGGCUAUCUAGAUGUUUUAUGGUCUAGGCCUGGUGCAAGAUCAAAGACCAUAAUAAACGUCAUCCCAAGGUUUACACAAAAAACAACUCUUAACAUAUAUAAACACACAUCAAACACCAACUCAUGCUUUUGGCAUGACACCUCCCCCUUAAGAUGGUGGACAGAAAAAUUCAGCCACAGGCUGAUUUAUCUGUCUACCAUUAACCCUCUAGUUGCCGAGACAGGCCAUCUGCAUUCCCAUGCAAGCUGCCCUUUUUGUGCCGGGCAGUGAAAUUAUACUGUUGGAGGAUAGGGCUCCAAUGGAGCAGUUUAUCAUUGUUACCUGUCACCUGCAGCAGGUUGUGAUCAGUCCAUACCACAGCUACACCCUCAACAAACAUGCCUGAUUUGCCUGUUUCAAUUUCCCAUCGAUCUCUGGUAACAUCCCUUAAACCACACCCACUGCGCUCAUGUAGUAGCUGUAAGGGGAAGAAACCAAUGGAUUUCUGCAGCACUCCCCGGUAAGCACACAAAAAAGCAGACAGAGAACACCCCCAGGAUAGAUGCACUGUAUCAACACCCAUCAUCUCUUUCAUUUUGCGGUCUGUCUGCUGGGCUUGUUGCACUAUCAGACUCUGAACCUUUGGUUCACAAUCAGAAAGUUGCUUAGGUGUAUGCGUGAGUUGUGAUAAACUGACAAGGUUCCUUGUUCCUCCAACAGUAUGUUUCCCUGCAGCCAUCCUUCCUGGACCCACAAGCUGAGUCUGUCUGUGCCGCUCACUUUCACUCCGGGUCAUCACACAUACCGAACUUUGGAAACUGGCUAAGUCUGGCGCAGAGUAAAGCUCACACACCCUCUGCCCUCCCUCAUAGCCUUGCUGUCCCUUCACAUUUUCACCCACCACAUCACAUACAUCUGCUUCAGGCACAUAUUGGCACAUAUAUUCAUUCAGCCCCCUCUCGCUGGAAGGCUUUUCCCAUACAUUUUCACAGGACACAUUUGACCCCCUUGAUCAGAUACAGAAUUUUGCACACACUCGCAUAAUUUCUUCUCCAAGGCAGGCCAUCCUCUCGCAAUCUCACAUAGCCCCUCAGACUCUGCAGCCGUGACCCACUGCUGACUUGUUACCACUGCUGACUUGAUACUCUGGCUCUCACCUUCCUCCUCUCCCUUACUCUCUGACAUCCCAGCCUCACAGUAUUUUAAUACAGGCACAUCACUACUCACCCCUAUCUCACAUUUGGUAGACAUCACUGGUUCAGUUACAGGUAGAUCUUUAUCCACACCCUGCUCUCCCUCCCAGCAAUCACACUUCACAAUGUCUCCCAAAGUUUCACACAAUACCUUAGGUGGAGCAGUCAUCCCUUCUGGCUCACAAACAGUGUCCGCUGGAGCAUAGUGACAGAGCAUCCUGCCCAAAUCAUUCCCCAACAGAACAUUAACAGGGAUAUCCUCUGAAAUCCCCACUUCCCGCAAACCUUUGCCCGCACCCCAAUCAAGGUACACACGUGCCAAGGGCACAGCGGGGCAUACACCCCCAAUUCCUUUGAUGGACAUGGUUCUUCCAGGGAUUAUGUCCUCCGUAUUCACCACUUCAGGUCGCACCAGGGUGAAGGAAGCUCCAGAAUCUCUCAGUCCCAUGGUCACUCGGUCACCCACAAUUACACUCUGCAGGUUAUCCUCUUGUUUCCCCACGGACCCACCCACAAGCAAUACUGAUGGUGCCCCUCCACAGACUGGUGAGGGCAUAUUCCUAGUGGGGCAAGUCCUGCUCAGAUGACCAAUCUGGUUGCAUCGAAAACAAUGGCGGGCAUCUGACUCACUUGACAUAGCCCCGGCUACGCUGGCAGUCGGCGGUGAAGUUCUCACUGCAGAUCUUACAGGUGGUGAUUGAACUGUAGCUUCUCUCCAGGUCGAAGUAGCAGCUGACACAAGUCCACGCCUGGAUGUGGGUGCAUGGAUGUCGGCAUAGUCAUCUGCCAGUUCUGCAGCAGCCCUAGCAUUUUUUGGCUUUCUUUCCAAAAUCCACGCUCGUACAUUAGGGCUCCGGGUCUGCAAGAACUGCUCCAGGACCAGUAAGUCAUUAAGGGCUUCAUAGGUAGUAGCUUGUACUCCUGUUACCCAUUGCCGGAACGUGGUUUCUAAUUGUGCAACAUAUAGAAUGCAGCUGGAUGAUGGGCAUUGCUGCAUACUUCUAAACUUUUUCCUGUAAGACUCAGGAGUAAGGUUAAAAGUUUUUUGCAAUGCAGAUUUGAUUGCCUCAUAGUUGUUAUCAGUCUCUGGGGGAAGGGACACAAACACAUCCAAGGCUUUCCCUUUCAGUUGUGGAGUUAAAUAUCUGCCCCACUGGUCUGAGGGUAGUUGAUGCUGCCUGCAUACUUUCUCAAAACCUUUUAAAAAUACAUCCAAAUCUGUCCCUUCUUCGAGGGAAGGAAAAUCAUCCUUACGGAGCCUAUGUGUGCUGGACUCUGAUGCAUUGCUGUUCAGUGAGGACUGAAGGGUAAAUUGCAGUUUAGCAAGUUCCAGCUCAUGUCUCCUUUGUGCCUCCCUUUCGGCUAGCCUCUCUGCAGAUUCCCUUUCUGCAGCCUGCUGUUGGAUCAUCACAUGCAGGGCCUCCUGAGGAUUUGCAGCCAUCAGUUGCCGAAAUAAAUCGGUUGAGCAAAUGUCCUUAAUGUUUUGAGGGGUACAACCACCAGGCAUUUCAGUAAGCAACACUCCUGCAGUAGUAGGGAGCUCGGUAACCAUUUCAGUGUCCGUCUCUGGCUGGAAAAUAUGGCUGUCAGCCUCCACAAGGUCAGCAUUAAGUUGUGCCUUAUUUUUGCCAAAAGUUGGUAAAUUCUUUUCUUGGCACAACAAUUCCAAGGCCUCUUUUGAUUGUUUGCGAUAGGCCUCCAUAUUCACAAAUCGGAUAGAGAAAGAAAAACAAAAGAUGGGAGGGGAGAACUGUUUUGCAAUUUGUAUGUAUUUUAAAUCAGCACUGAGCUUGGUCUUUGGAAAUUACACAAAAACAAGUAUGCAAUUUCUUUUAGUGCUAAGACCCCCUUUACAGGUAAAAUCUAGCAAGCACUAAAAAUCUCUAAAUAUAUCCCACUAGCUGCCGCCAGUUUGUCACGUGCGUGGGCUAUAGGCCCAGCCGAGACAGUGGGGAGAGUGUGGAAGUGACAGGGUUAAUGACACCAGACCCCUGGUUACCUGUUGCUAGUCCCAGCAACCACUCAAUUAACCCCUGCAAUCCCUUCUACACUAACUCCCUUAGUACACUUGACUGCCACCACCAAGACUUUUAAACCCGGGCGUCUUAGGUUACCCCACACACAGGAGAAUUAUAGUAUCACCGUUCUACUUUUACUGAUAAAACAUAUAUAGUUAACCCUUUUGGUAACGUGUUUACCUGAGCUUUCCUCUGGAGAGUGAAGCUCAUAGAGAACAGAGACACAAGCUGAUUAAGUAAACAUUUAAUCUGACAAAAAGGAUUCACAGUGCUGAGUACAAAAUACAGAAAUAAAUGACAUACAGAUAACAAAUUGCAAAACAGUACAUAAAAUAAAAUAGGAGAAAACACAAGAAAUUCCUUACAUAUAUUUACCCCAUAUAGAAUUCUUGUGGGAGUCUUAGAUGGUAUAGGUCUCCUAGAAGUUACUGACAAAAAGAAAAAUGAAUAACUGACUUCCCUGGAUAGUCCAACACCCUCAUAUAUCUAAACUAGUUGUUUCUCAGUGGGCAGACCCCUGGGGGGGAUCAGAGGGGGCUGGUCUGGCAGUCUAUUGCCCACUCUAUGAAAUUCCUUGUGUCCAGCUCUGGUGAUGGCUAUCUAGAUGUUUUAUGGUCUAGGCCUGGUGCAAGAUCAAAGACCAUAAUAAACGUCAUCCCAAGGUUUACACAAAAAACAACUCUUAACAUAUAUAAACACACAUCAAACACCAACUCAUGCUUUUGGCAUGACACCAGAUCUAUUCAGAAUAAAGUACAGGAGCUUCCAUUCAGAUCAAUGGAAGCAACCACUGCUAUUGUGAGCAUGUAUUAGUGAUUUUACAUUGGCUCGUCUGGAUAUCCAUUGCGCAUGCACAAUGAUAUAUGUACCCAUGUCCAGAGCUUCUUUCAUCUGUUGGAAAAGAAGAUAAGGGGUGAGCUUAGAAGGUCACCAACUUCCUGAAUGCUAUUGACAUCAAAACAGACUGCAUAUCUCUUAGGGCAGGGAUAGGCAACCUUCGGCACUCCAGAUGUUGUAGACAACAUCUCUCAUGAUGCCCUUACAGUGAUAAUACUGGCACAGAUUCAGGAGAGAUUUAGUCCUGAACAUCUGGAGUGUUGAAGUUUGCCUACCCCUGUCCCCCUGUCCUAGGGAUAAUCUGCAAAGAGGAGUCAUGCAGUUUGUCUUUCCUAACUGCUGCUUUGAGAGGGUUAGGAGUACAACGGAUUACCUGGCACCCCGACUGGGUACCUCCGUUGAAGGAUGCUCCUAGCGCUUUCAGAGGGCUCCAAGCAUCCACCAGACACCACAACCACAGCAGACCCCACAAACCGCCGUAGCUUGGUUGGGGUCUCACCGUCUCCUACCCACCCUGGACCUGGUACAAAGCAACAGGCUCCAGUGGGUGAACCUCUCCUCCAAGAGAGGGAAACAGGAACAAGCUCUUAAAAGAGCUUAGUAGUGAUUAGCUAAGGGAGUAUGCAGAGCAUUGCUAUCCCUUGUAGUGAUAUAGCAAUUCCCCCAAUAAGAGACAGGACUCUAGAUUGAGGGUGAAGUAGAACUCUGUUUUACUUGGCACCAAAGGGCCUUCUUUUAUGCAGAUUUAACACAUACAGGACCGCCCACAGGGUUUUACAGAACAACCAAUAAACACGUAGUAUACAGUACAAACACUCCCAUCAAUUACACACAAACCCUCCCCUCUGCCAGUGAUUUAAUUACUGAACACAAUGGGUUAAAGUAAUUAUCACAGGCAGGAAAAAUAUACUUUUUACACAUACAUUGUAACUUUCAAAAUAUACAUUCAAUUUUCACAAACAUACAUACAUUUUCAGAACCAGCAUACUUGAAAUAUAAACAUAGCCAAAAUUCAGCCAAAUCCGUCCAGUAUUUAAAAAGUUGUCUGGAAGUCCUUCAUGACCGACCGCAAGCACAUUUUCAUGCCCAAAACAGUUCCAUGGAUUUGGGCUGUGCGGUCCGUCUAUUUUACACUGAUAAAAUGACUAAGUCCCAUUCGAGCAAGCAUUUGAAUCUUCAAACGGCACUUAGUCUCUGUGGCUGAAUACUCAGUGCAGGAGAAGGUAAGGGUCAGCGGUGUUCAAUGAAAUGUGUAGCCGAUUUCAGUUCCAUGGAUUUGGCUACACAUACUGCUGACCUCGUUCGAAUGAACAAAGAUGGCCGCCGCCACCCAGCGGUAGGCAAUUUACCUACAGCAGUACAACACUUACAGCAGUACAACACUUCCACUUCUGGGGGGUCCACCUGUUUGGUACUUGGUUCAGUAAGCCCCAUUUACUGAACCAAGUGUAAAGAAGCCAUGAACAAAGUACUCUAUCCAAGUCUGGGGACCCUGGGGACACAGGCUUAAAGGGGCAGUGUCACAAACACGCCUGGGGACACAGCCUUAAAGGAGCAUUGUCCCAAUUUUCCCCAUGUCCCCAAAAUGUGCUUAAAGGGCCAGCACCAGUCCAGUGAAAGUCCAUAAGCCCCCAUAAUGUUCUUAAAGGGCAAACACCCCCGGGCCAUAGUCGCAUGGCAGGAGGCUGGCAAACAGCCCCUCCAAAAACCAGUGGAGAGGUCACUUUCGCCACAAGUAGCGACAGCUAAGUAGAUGCCAUUGCAUAGUGAAGGAGUAGGACUCUGUAAAUAAUUUUUCCUGGAAGUAUGGCAGAUUAACAUGGACCUAAGACUAUUAAUAAAUAUAUUGGUUCUAUGCCCUGGUCUACAUCCCAAUCUUACAGGUUGAGUUCAUUCUUUUCCCUUUUCCCUGGAUUUCAGAGAAUACAUUUGAGCUGUUGGGUGUUAUUUUUACUGACACUAUCGUGCACAAGUGGCAGGCAUGAAAUAACAAAAGUUAUUUUAAUUUUAUUAUUAGUGAUUUUUCCCUACAUCCUCACUCAUAGAACAUCACAGUGCUGGUUAUAGUUUUUUUUACAUCAUCACUACGGGAAUAAAUAAAAUGGUUAAAUCACAGAUUAUUUUGUGAGAAUACAAAAAUUCCAUGUGUUCAUUUAAAACUAAACUAAGAGUCUGAGACACAUUGGCAAAUUAUUAAAAUAUUCUAUAUGUGGAAGCUCCCAUCCAUAAACAGGAGGCUUCUCUAAGCUAUGUAACAAAUCUUACAUACUGUAUUACUCAAUCUGGAUACUUGCAUGCUGUUACAUAGAUAUCUUAGGUGGGUUGCUAUUCUGAGGGCAAGUCAUUCUUGGCUUGAUCCUCUGAGUGCUGGAACACGCCAAUUCCACUGGCUGCCUCUAAUGAACAUAUUGACAUGUGUGGGUGCUGGUGUAAUGCACAAUAAUAAUACGGAAUGCCAAGAUGACGAUGAUGAUGAUGAAAUCAGCAGGAUAUGUUUGUUCCACAUAUAUUGCACCAAAAAUUAUAAUUGACAUGAUGAAGAAAGGGGGAAGAUGAUGCCUGGUGGAUUGGUUAGUCUGAGAGAGAAUUGCACAGAAGCUUGAUGUUGAAUUAUAAAUAUACCUGCUCUUAAAUUCAUACCUGCCUGGGUGAUGCUUCCAAUUAGGGAGAGAAGGAAGCUCCCAACACUCUCCAUUCUAUGGUUGGCACUUAACCCCUUCAGGACCAUUGACAUAGCAGGACAUGAAGUGUUAAGGCCCAGGAUCCCAUCUUUGUUCUGCCCCUUUCUGUAUUUUGAGCUAAUGGACAGACAAAUAAAUGGUAAUUUAAUCACAGGGAUGAAGUAUCUAAUUGGAGUGUGGGUUCUAAUAUUUUAAAAUCUGUUUUCUGCUGGGAAUAACAUAAACUGACAAGAGAUAACUAGAAAGAGCCUUUUCAAAUUCUAUUGGAAGAAGGAAAAUAUUUAACAGCAACAAAAGCAGCCAGGAUUAUAGUUGCUGACUAAAUGUUGUGUUCUAUAUAUGUAUGAGGCACAUGUGUAUUAUAUAUAGAUAUUGGUCAUAUUGUUGAAAUAUUUUUGAUGUAGUUAGAAUUGGGGAGAGGCCAGUGAAACACAUCUAUCCGUAUACACUCAUCUAAACACAGGCCUAGGAGCAUACACAAACACAAAUACAUUGCACAGGUUACUCAGAUACAUCCAGCCACCCAGUCUCAUACCGUUACCCAGUUACCCAUCCAGCCACUCACCCAGUUAUAUAAUACUAGUCACAUUCUUCUCAACCUGUCCCUUUCACCUAAGUAGAAUAUCGUCAUCUAUUCACUCACCUAGGAACAUACAACCACCAUCUGUUACAUGCACCAAUUUCCCAUGAAUUUAGGCAGACACAUCAUUAUUUCUACUACACUUUUGGACUCCUGCUAACAUCCUAUUAUAACCAAGGAGUUGAAGACAAUGUGAUAGUUCCCAUGUUCUCUCACCCAACCUAUAGCAUAUAGCAAAGAGCUAAAUCCAUUUCUCCUGCAAUUCCCAAUAACCACAGGGACCUUCUCAAUGGUUCUUCUAUCAACCAAUCAACCAACCAAAAGGGAGCCACCAUGUACCUCCUAUUUCAAUAAAGUGUCCACCUGCCACGGUAUCAUGCCUGCAGACAUGGUGGCUUCAUAAAAAGUGCAGUGAAAAUCUACCCAUCUCCUGUAAUUCCUCAGCUUAUAAUGGUAGCAUUUUUAUACCUGAACGUUUCACUCAAAUAGCUAGCACAUUCUAAACCUGUUUCCUAUCUCUAUUGCAAAAACCCACAGUCAAUUAAACUGCCAAACAUAUUUUAUAUCAAUAGAACAAAUUUUAUCUAUUCUACAGACAUUGAGUUAUUAAUGCCCCAGACCUGUUUAGGAGCUGAUGAUGAAUUUAUUCCCUGAGCAUAAUCAUUGUGAACUGUUAAUGAACUUUAUGAUUCCACAUAGCCUCCAGAUUUCUGAGGAGGUGAGAUGUUGCAACGGUUAAAGUUGAAUUUUAAAAAGGUGGAAUAGAUUAACGGCCCUGUCAUAUCUUAAAUCUCCCCCCUGCUUACUUUUCACUUAUCAUACUCAAAAUAUCUUCCAUAAAUAUAUCUUUUGGCACUGACAACUGAAUAAGUUCCUCAGUUUACCAUAUAUAAAGGCAGAACAUGGUCAACUGAAAAAAAAUGACCCUUGUAAAAUAAAUAUAAGUCCAACUGUGUUAGAUAAUUGUGUUAUAUAAUAAUUAUAAACUCAACCUCCUUAGUUUUCCUUUUAAAAGAAGUGGGUUUAUUUACUAAGCCAGUUGUAAGAAGUGGGUUUAUUUAUUUAGUAAUUGUGGAAAACUAUUGAAACACAACAUUAAGGCCCAAUUCGGCUAAUUUUUUAAAUGAGUUUUGGCCUAAAUAUAGCAAUUGUAAAACAGUCUCUAAACAAUUAUCAUCAUGAAUGUUUCUAUAUGCACAAUGACAAAACGAGUGUGUGAGGUUAAAACGUUAACAAAACUGGUAUUUAAUCAGUAACAAAAAACUUCAACAUAUUCAUUUUAAAAACAUAUCUUAAAAUAAAUUAGCAGACAGGGGUCUCAAAGUUACACAUUGAUAACGUAUGUAUAUUGUAUUCCAGCUCAUUGAUUUUAGCUUCUCUUACAAAACUUUUUGUUCACGUAAUUGUCUCUGUGGAAGGGGCUGAACCAAAAGAUUGAAAUUUUGUAUUAAAUCUUUUCCUGUAUUGACAUUUAGUCCUUUAACCCCUUAAGGACCAAACUUCUGGAAUAAAAGGGAAUCAUGACAUGUCACACAUGUCAUUUGUCCUUAAGGGGUUAAUUCAAUACAUAUUGUGAUAUGCAUCUGUAGAAUAAACAUCUUUGGCAUUUAGGGUACUGACCCCAUCUCUCCCAACAACUCCACUAACCUUCCCCAUUGCUCCACAGCUGCUCUUAAAUUGGUCAAGAAACAUUUUUUAUGCUGGGACUGCGAUAAUUGUUUCUGCAUCUCACAAAAGGACUAUUAAUGCCACCCUCCCUCUUAAUUUACUGUACGAAGCUCAAAGUGCAGUGGCUGCAUUCUAUCUACCUGCACGAUGUAGUAGGGAUUUGCACACUGCAGUGCUUUUAAUUCAAUCUGUAUUAGCCCUGUUUAGUUCAUAUAGUAUGUAUAUUUAAAAAAAAAAAUUCAGUUUCAAUUUAAGACAGUGAACACUUAAUAAAUACAAUUUAAAAAAAACCCUUAACAAGAAUUUUUACGCUCCAUUGAUUAAUGUAAAAUGUUGACAGGAGAAUUUUAACUUAUACUAUGGAGAUUAUGUGUAUGGAUCAAUUAUGGGGCAACAUUCUGAAAGUGGAGCAAUCACUAUGGAAACCAAUGGCAUAUUCCAUAUUUUGUCUGACAGAUACUUUUUAUACGUAACUAUUUAGAUGUUAGAAUAACAACAGCUUUUAUUAAAUGUUCUGUAUGAUAUCUUGUGAAAUAACAUUACGUAAAUUCGAGUAACUAUGUUUAAAAUGUACAAUUCUAGUUGCAGACAGACUGUGUAGCAGAGCAUUAUUUUUGGCAGGGUUCAUUGUAGGUUUUAUUCUGCAUCUUAUGUCUGGGGCAGUAGUCGUGAUUUCAGCGUUAAGCUAAUAAUUCAAGUGACUGCAUGCUAUAUUAACUUGGCUAAGCAACAAUAGAAUAUUCCAAAUUUAUCAAGAAAAAAACAGCCUGAUAAGACAUUCUCUUUGCAGUCUGGGGACUUUUCAGGAAAUAACUCUCUAGUGAGUUCAUGCCACAUGUGUUUAAGUGCCAGCAUUACCCGAAAAUAUCUUUCCAUUAAACACUUUAAAGCGAUAAUGCAUAUACAUUCAUAUCAUUUUCACCUAAGCAAGCUAUGGGAUGCUUAACUGGUACUAUGUUUUAAAGAGACUGUGUAACCUUCUGGAGGCUCUGCAUAUUUUGCAAAGGCCCCCAAUGGUGACAUCCCCACUCAGAUUGCAGUGGCCUAGUCCAACAGGGGAUGUUAAGUUUACAUAUCUGAAGCUGUCCAUGGCAGCGGCCGCCAUUCCCAUCUGGUGUAUUUUUUUUUGGUGUUUUAUCUACCAGUAUCCCAUGUCAGUACUGUACUCUUUGUAAUGUGCAAGAGUACAAGACUGAUGUCUACGGAGGAUCCCUUGAGAUCACAGGAACCUCCAUAGACAAUGCCUCGAAGAAGAAGGUCCAGGCAUGCAAAUGCUUUAGGGCACUUUUUUUUGGAACCAGCAGAAGAACACAGCAAUGUUUCGACCCUAUUCUUGGUUGAAACGUUGCUGUAUUGUUCUGUUAGUUCCAAUAAAUGUGUCUUAAAGCAUUAGAGUGCAUGGACCUUCUUCUUUGAAACCUAUGUUCUGAUGGGCGAAUGCUGGUCCAUGGUCUAACUAAGCAACUAAUUGGCUUGUGGAUUGAGUGCAAUUCCUGUUACCUACUUUUUUCCUCAUUAUUGACUGGAGGAGGUAGCUUUGCCUCUUGUCAAGAUUUGUCAAUGCUGGAUCUUACUUUGUCUUGUGAUAUCUGUUGACUGUGUUGAAAUUUUAGUGAAAUUCCAAAACAGUAAAUGCAAGUAUUUUAUAAAAAUGUUAUCUUUAUGAAAUACUCAUUUUUGUUCAGUGGGGGAGGAGAAGGGAGGGAUUCACAGAGCCACUUUAAUAUCUGCCAGUUAUUAAGCAGAAGGCCGUCCAUGUAUUGCUUCACAACUAAACCCUCAUUGGCGGUUACGGGUGACAAAAGACUGUAUUGCAUAGAAUAUAUAAUUUCAUCAGUCAUUCAGAGUCUGUAAUUUGCACAGUGUGUUCUUUGAAACUCUAGGAUAAUGAAAAAUAUAAAGAGUAUAUUUAACAUUCUAAAUGAUAUUAGUUCUGAUGACAGAUUCGCUUAAAGUCAAAGUUUGCUUACUACAUGGUUUUUGUGUGUAUAUUGUAUGUUCUCCACUAGUUGUACAGCGCUGCGGAAUCUGUUGGCGCUUUAAAAAUACCAGUAAUAAAUAAAUAAAUAAUACAACAAGUAAACAUUAUGUGUAAUUUAACAGGUUGUCCUCCUCUUGGAUUGGAGACUUUAAAAGUAACAGAUUUCCAGUUGCAUGCCUCGACUGUGAAGCGGUACGGAUUAGGAGCACACCGUGGCCGUCUAAAUAUUCAGGUGAAUUCUCAUGCUACAGAUAAAAUCUCUUUCUCUUGUACACAUAUGUCAGAAUGAUGAAGGUGCUCGUUAUUCUACCUGUAUUCAUAUCAGAAUUUUCAAAAGACUAAUGAUGACUUGUGGUACAAGAUUUAUAGUUCAGAAAGCAAAUGAAGUGACAGGCAGUGAUGUACGUUUGAGAUUGUAGAUAAGGCUAUUUUUUUUUCGUUUUGCUCACGGCAAAAAUCACAUAUUCAUGCAUAUUUUUCAUUAGAAAAAUCCUAUUUUUUUCUUUAAAUUGUCACACAGCUCAACAAAAAUGACUAUGCUAAAAUUAAAUUAUCUUGCACCCAUGUGCCUAAUAAAAAACAUUGCUUAGACACCGACAUAUUUAUUCUUUAUGCGAGUUUCAUGCACCCAUUCAUGUACAAUGUAUUUUACCAUGUGCGUACGAGAAAAAAAUAUAUUUGCUAUAGAUAGGCAGUUAAAGAGAGAAAACCAGCAUUUUUCUUGAACAGUGCUCACUAAGUCAAAAAGUGGUUACUGCCUUUUUUAUUCCGAAGAUGACAUUUUUGCCGGUCCCUACUUGAAACAUUACAAGAAAUUCAGUGCUAAUGAUUUUGCAGCCUGGCUAGAUCUUUGGUUCUUAAUCACUGGUUGGAACCUAUAAUUCAGUGCUAUUACCGUGGGUCAUCAAUUUUUGGACCAGGCACAUAAUAUCUAUCAGGUUUCAGGGUAUAAAGUCCAUAAUAAUAUUUUUAUAAAGUCCACACGUUGUUAAAUGUGAAUGCAGAAUUUUCAGCAUGUCAGUGAACAGUAUUGAGAAACAUAUAGAUAGAGAUAGAGAAGAACAUCAAUGCACAUGUGACCCUCAGUUCCUAGGUCACUCCCUCCAGAUUACAAGAAAGUGAAAGUAUGCAGUGUCAGGCUAGAUAUAUAACAAUCUGUCACUUCAAAUCUAUUUUUAAUGUAAUAAUUCUUUUAGUGAAUUUUGAAAGGAAAUAGGUCCUUUGUUAAUUUCAGUAUAUGUAAAGAAAAUGACAAAUUCAUUGCUACCUGUAGCGUAUGACAGCCAUAUACUUCUACCUUGGGGUAGACAGUGCUUGAAUCCAGCAGUUAGUCUUUAUGGUCUUCUAUGCUUUACUCCCUGCACAGAAACAGGGUUAGACCAUAGAGACGAAUUGUGGGUAUUCAAACACUAUCUGACCGAGAGCCAACCCAAGACAUUGUACUGCCUGGUUCCAAGACUCACAUGUUGUCCUCCCCCCCCCCCUCCAGUGAUGCACGCGCACACAAGCACAAUGGCGCAGACACACAUAUACAUCUGAUGCUCGUCUCCAAGACUUCUCCAGGGCUGCACCUUUUCUGUGGAACUCCCUUCUCCGUUAGACUUUCACCCGGUCUACACUUCUUCAAUAUCUAUUUCAUCACCCUUACUUAUACCCUUUGUGUCACUAUACCCCACUCUUCUAGCAUGUAAGAUCAUUGAGCAGGGCCCUCAACCCCUUUGUUCCUGUGCAUCCAUUUGUCUGGUUGCAAUUACAUGUCUGUUAGUCCACCCAUUGUACAGCGCUACGGAAUCUGCUUGUGCUAUAUAAAUAAUAAAAUAAUAAUAAUAAUAAUGUACCCCCCCCAUUUUCUUCCAUGUCUCUUUUCCCAUCUUCCAUUAGUCUCUCUCCUCCUUACAUCCAUAUCUCUCUUCCCCCUUCUAUGUUUCUCUUCUCCCUUACAUAUCUCUGCUCUCCUCCUUCCAUGUGUCUCUCCGUAUUCAGCUGUGUGGAAGUCAGCUGCUGCCAUCACAGAGCCUUUGCUCGCACUGCUUGGUGUCCUCAUCUUCCCUGCUGUUUUACUUGUCAGGGCAGAGGACGGGGGCCCUUGAUUUCUGAUCUGCUGCCUGUCGCUUCAGACUGAGUGCUGGGUUUCACGUGACACAGAGCAUGAGGGGGGAGGCGCUCUUGUGCAAAUUUGGUGUUCCAAAAAAUGGGUCUGGACACGGUGAAGAUGGCACACUGGCCUCCCCACCUCUUAAGGUGCCGUUUGGGCCAUGGCCACAACUAGACAUAUUGUAGAGCUGUCUCUGGUUUAACCAAAGGUGCAUGUACAUGGCUGAAGGAUCCUGUCAUACACUAAAAGUUGAGAUGAGAUUUUCUUGCUUUUGCAUAUAUUUCAUUUAACCCCUUAAGGACACAUGACAUAUGUGACAUGUCAUGAUUCCCUUUUAUUCCAGAAGAUUGGUCCUUAAGGGGUUAAAAUAUAUAUUUCCUUUCAAAACUUGAUGAAUGGAUUACUAUAUUAAAAAAAUUAUUUUGAGGUGACAGUUGUACUUUACUAAGAAUGGUUCUAAGUUUCAGUUUAGGUAGAUGAUCACUCAUAAUUAAAACACAAGCUAAAAAAACUCCUACAUACUCACAUUAGGCCCUCCGCAAUUCCUGCAGCUCGAUCGUGUAGUAAAAAUGAGUCAAUUAUAAGUCCACUAUGUUUAUUUAUGACAGGCGGGGGUGAAUGAGAACGACCUGUAUGAUGGAGCAUGGUGUGCUGGGAGAACUGAUAUACACCAGUGGUUAGAGGUUGAUGCCCGGCGGCUAACUAAGUUCACGGGACUCAUUACUCAAGGGAGAAACUCACUCUGGCUGUAAGUAUGUCAUUCCGAUUUGCUUCCUUAAUUAACAUAUAAAAUAUGUAUUUUCCAAGUAACCUUUGCCUUGAUGAUGGCUUUUUUGGUGGAAAACUAAUCGGCACUGACUUCGAUUUUCCAAAUGCUUUUUAGAGGAUUAGGCCUUUAUUAGCCUCUUGUACCUUACAACUUUUUAACGUACACAAUCUGAAAAGUAUGUUUUAAUAAAAAAGUUAAGUAAUUGGGUCCACUUUAUUUUAAAUGACUUUCAGAGUUUAAUAGAGAAAUGAUUCAGUCAUAUCCUUUAGCGUGCUUAGGGGAAGAUUUAUCUAGAAUAAUACAGGUGCUAUUCUGGAACAAAGUACUAAUGUCCAGAGACAUUCUAUUGGUUUUCCUGGUGACUGGACUUUUUUUUUUUAGCACUUUUCCCACGAUGUGCAGCUGUUUUUACUUUGAAAAUCUCUCUCUUCAUGUCUUUAGCCACUCAUAUAGAUUCUCAUGUUGUAGGCAACACGCCUUUAGGAGUCCAAGAGACCCCCAUAUUCCUGUAAGGGAGUUUUUAUAGACCCCUUAUACCCUGUGAAUCUUUAUUUGUACCUCACUAGCUUGAUUUGCUACCAUGAGUUUUAAUCAAAUUGCUUUUUAAUUGUGAAUACUUUUUGCUGGAUUUGCUUUCAAUUUCUAAUUAAUGAAUGGGAAAUUAGUGUUAGCGAAAUGUUGAAGUGUGUUUAGCACUGCAUCUAAAACAUUUGAAUCAUUAUUCUUUAUAUAAGCUACAUUGUAACUGUUCUUUCUCUUUUAUUAGCAUAGAAGUUCAUGUCUGUACAUGCAAAGUGUUAUUAGCAAACCAAUUUUUAAUCGAAAGCUGAACACCCUCUGCUGCGGCUAAGAUAAUGCUGAUACCUUAAAUCUAUAUUUUCUGUGUAAAUCCAUCCAAAUUUACAUGGUGGUAAUAGCAAGUGCUGGAGGUGGCUUAGCACAGCCAACAGCCUAUCAUGUCAUCCAAAUUUAGUUGAAAUUAUAUUUAUAAUACAGUAGUGAAACAUAUGCAUUAUUUCUGUGGCAGAGGGGUACAAUUUUGUUGUACAUAAUAAAUAAACUGUGUAUCUUGGUCAAAAUGUUAAAGGAACAUUAUCGUGUCAGGAAUACAAACAUGUAUUUCUGACACUGUAGUGCUGGAAUACAGCAUUAGGUCCCUGGCUCCCUCUCUCAUGAGAGUGAAGAUUACUUUAUUCACCUUUUAUCCCACGCCAUACUGGUUACCUGGCUCAGUCUCCAUGGCUGAGAUUAUCAGUUUUAAAGAUCUCAGCCAAUACUGUGCUUUCACAUAGGAAAGUUUUGGGAGGCUAUUGCACAUGCGAGGCAAAACGCUGCACUAAUCAGCAUCAUUAAUUGUAGUGGUUCUGGUGACUUUGGUGUCCCUUCAAAGUAUAACCCCAUUGCAGUGGCGGACUAAGGGGGGUGGAGGGGGCGGUGCGCCCCAGGUGCCACCUGGUAGGGGGGUGCCAAGAUCAUGGUCUGAGGGCUAAUGGGGGACGUGUGAGCUGUGCCCCAUGGCAGCUGGGGUGUCGCACAGCUCACACGGAGAGACCAGCAAGCUUAACUGGCCGCACGGAUGGAAGAGGGCUAUGACUGUUUAGGGGCGGAGCCUAACCACGAGCGGGGGCGGCGCAUAACACGGCCCUUACAAGCUGCUGUAACUGCUGCACAUGGAGGUGCAGCAAGAAGAAAUCCCUGCUCCUCCACCUAGCAGGCUCCAGGGAAGGACUUCAGGGAAUACACUCCUCCAGCCCACAUUGUCUGUAAGUAAGAGUGUGUGUCUGUGUGUGUUACUGUCUGUCUGACCCUGUAACUGUGUGUGUGUGUGUCUGUAACUGUCUGCCUGUUACUGUGUGUGUGUCUGUGUGUCUGUGUGUGUGACUGUCUGCCUCUAAAUAUGUGUGUGUGAAUGUCUGUCUGUAACUGUGUGUGUGUGUGACUGACUGUCUGUAACUUUGUGACUGUCUGUCUUGUGUGUGUGUCUGUAACUGUGUGUGUGUGUAUAACUGUCUGCCUGUAAAUGUGUGUGUGUGUAACUGUCUGCCUGUAACUGUGUGUACGUGUGUAUAACUGUCUGCCUGUAAUAGUGUGUGUGUGUGUGUGUGUGUGUGUAUAACUGUCUGCCUGUAAUAGUGUGUGUGUGUGUGUGUGUGUAACGGUCUGCCUGUAAUUGUGUGUGUGUGUGUAACUGUUUACCUGUAACUGUGUGUGUGUAUGUAAUGGUCUGCUUGUAACUGUGUGUGUGUGCGUAACUGUGUGUAUGACUGUCUGCCUGUGACUGUAUAUGUGACUGUCUGCCUGUAACAGUGUGCGUGACUGUGUGUAACUGCUUGUAACUGACUGUGUGUGUGUGUUUGUAUAACUGACUGCCGUUAAAUAUGUGUGUGUGUGUGUAACUGUCUGCCUGUAACUGUGUGUACGUGUGUGAAACUGUCUGCCUGUAACAGUGUGUGUAUGUGCGUAUGUGUAACGGUCUGCCUGUAACUGUGUGUGUGUGUGCGCGUUACUGUCUACCUGUAACUGUGUGUGUGCGUGUAUGUAACGGUCUGUCUGUAAAUGUGUGUGUGCGUAACUGUCUACCUGUAACUGUGUGUGUGUGUGGCUGUAACUAUGUGCAUGACUGUCUGCCUGUGACUGUAUAUGUGACUGUCUGCCUGUAACAGUGUGCGUGACUGUUUGUAACAGCUUGUAACUGACUGUGUGUGUGUGUAACUCUCUACCUCUCUACCUGUAACUGUGUGUAUGACUGCCUGUGACUAUAUGUGUGACUGUCUGCAUGUGACUGUGUGCGUGUGACUGUCUGCAUGUACCUGUGUGUGACUGUCUGCCUGUAACUGUGUGUGAGGGAGUGCAGGGAUUUUGUAGAAGGGGCAGGGGUUUGAAAAAGUUUACAAAUUUGUUCAAUACAUUUUUUAAAUUUAGUAGGUGUUGGAGAGGAGGGGGGAUGUGCCAAACCCAUGACCCACCCCGGGUGCCACAUGCUCUAGGUACGCCCCUGCCCCAUUGAUAUGUAUUAGUCUCACAUAGUUUCUCUUUUAUCGAGGACAAAUCACAGUUUUUCUAUUUAAAUAAUACAACAUGAGCAAUACCACAGCAAACAUUAAGCACAAUAGCGAAGAUCUGGGACACAGAAGGAAUACGCCAGGCGAAUAAACCUAUAUAACAUGGAACACUGAAUCCUUUCUCAUCAAACACUCCCCAGCUGCUAUGGUUACUGUACUAAUUAAUAGCUUUCUGUAAUUAACUUAUUUCCGCAAUGAAGUAGUAACCAUUUGCUCUCCAUUGCCUUCUCUUGUCAAUGUGUAUUUUUGCCAUGACAAAUCCAGUUAGGCCCUAAGAGUGUAGGCUAAAGAGAAUGAGUUUGUGAAAGUAGUUUAAACUUAGAGACACUAUGGUUACUAAAACAACUUUAGCAGAACGAAAACAGACAUUUCGCAGGAGAACAUUGAAAAAUAAUAUCUUAUUCUUUACUUAGUUUCCACUCAGCUCGCAAGCUAGUAUAUGCUCAUAUUUUUCAGAGGUUGGUGGAAGGCAUUGGAUCUUGUCUUCAAAUUUGUUUUAAAGUGAUGCUCUCAGCACCAAAACAACUUUAGCUUAAUCAAGAAAUAUUGGUGUAUAGGUCAUGCCCCUACAGUGUCACAGCUCAUUUGUCCAUUUAGGAGUUAAAUUGCUUUGUUAAUCCAUAUAUUUCACGGCUGUGACUCACACAACCUCCCUAAACACUUGAAAAUUCAAAGUGAAAUUAAAGUAAAUUCAAAUUUAAGGCCAAAGGUACUUGAACUGCACAGCUGUAUUAGAGGCUUUUUUCCUGUUCAGCUAUUUUGGCCUUAAAUUUGAAAUUUAUUUGUAUUUACUUUGAAUUCUCAUGUUAGUGAAUAACCCUGUAAUUUUUUGGGGGGGCUUGCCUUAUUGCACAGUGUGUUUAAUUUAGAAUUUUAUUGCUAGUUGCGUGCUAGAGUGAACAGCACCUUUCUGUUUGUGAUUAAAGUUAAAUUUCAUAAAAUUGACCAGUGUUGUAAAAGUUAAACUUUUUUUUUUCAUGGAGGCUGUUUGAGUGACAGCAAUGGGAGGUGUGGCUAGGGCUGAUUUAGCUCAUAGAUGACAAAGAAUUGAGCAAUGAAUCGUCAAAGCCAUGAUCUAUUCUGCUGGCAGCGAUAGAUCACUAUGUUAGAGAUUCUUUUCAAAUGGUUUUAUUUUACAUAACAGGAUUCAAUCAGUCCAUAGGAAAGCAUUUCUCAAAGCUUUCCUAUGGACGCAGCGUCUUCUCACUGUGAAAAUCCCAGUAAGAAGCACGGAAGCGCCUCCUCUAGCAGCUGUUAAUGAGACAGCCACUAGAGGCUGGAUUAACCCAUAUGUUUCUCUGAAACUGCUAUGUUUACAGCUGCAUGGUUAACCCUAGAUGGACCUGGCACCCAGACCACUUCAUUGAGCUGAAGUGGUCUGGGUGCCUAUAGUGGUCCAAUAAAGUAAUACUCAAAUUGCAGUUAUGGGUCACAUUUGGGUAUUUUCCCUGAAUUUUUCAAUUUACAUGAACAUAUGGACCUAAGUGUGUAAGAGUGACAUGUCACAUAUGUAGUUUGUUCUGCUGUUCUAGUUAAACAACAUCAUCGUUUUUUGUUUUUAUGUUUUUCUCUCUAACGUAUGAUCUAAAUAAAAACCAUGUGUACACACGGGAGGGUUUAUACAUUACACUCUGGAUUCUAGUGAAUAAAAAAAAAAAAUUGCAAAAUGUAAGCAAAAAAUUUCAAUAAAAAAAAUUCUUCAACUCAACUACAAUUCUGAAGGUUGGUUUUUCAGUUUACUACAGUUGAAAGGAUUUUUCUAUUGCUUGGAGUUUUGGGAUUUUACACCCUUGGCUUGUGACCCUGAUUUUGAUCCUUUGUUCGUGUCACUAACUUUAACUAGCGUAUUGGAUUUCCUUUCUCUGCUUGUGACCCUGACCUUCAUUGCGACAGCAUAUUGAUUUUUGUUUGAUCUUCUUGCUGUUUCUGUGUCUCCUUCGCUACAUCUCUGGGAGUUCAAUGCUUGCUCUCUAAGUGUGUCUGUAAUAGGCAUUCCAACUCUGUUCUUCAAUUUUACAGGCUGUUUGUUGCGCAAAGAUCACUUGGAUACAAUUUUCAUUAACCUAGCUCCCCCACAUUAUUGGGAUCCAUGCGCACAUUGAUACUGACAGUAUGGUUUUAUUUACUUACAAUUGUAUUUACACUGACAUUAUAUAUACGUAUAUGUAUGAACUGUACACAUGUGCUUAUUUUAAAGGGUGCUCUAUUGCCAAUAGCGCCAUCUCAUUUCAUUCUAUUGACCCUUUUAGUUGUAAGACCAUGUCACACGUGAGUUGAAGCCUUUAAACUCCAAUACCAGUGCUUUUUGUAAGUUACCCUCACAAAUUAUAUUUUAUGAUUUAUCCUAAUUUUUAGGAAAUCACAUUAGUUUGCUAAAACCCAAUUAAAGGACCACUCUAGGCACCCAGACCACUUCAGCUUAAUGAAGUGGUAUGGGUGCCAGGUCCAGCUAGGGUUAACCCAUUUUUUCAUAAACAUAGCAGUUUCAGAGAAACUGCUAUGUUUAUGAAUGGGUUAAGCCUUCCCCUAAUCCUCUAGUGGCUGUCUCAUUGACAGCCAUUAGAGGCGCUUGCGUGCUUCUCACUGAUUUUCACAGUGAGAGCAUCGCAAACGUCCAUAGGAAAGCAUUAUGAAUGCUUUCUAUGGACAGGCUGAAUGCGCACAAGAGCUUUUGCCGCAUGCAUUCAGCCCAGGAGGAGGAACGGAGGAGGAUCGGAGGAGGAGAGCUCCCCGCCCAGCGCUGGAAAAAGGUACGUUUUAACCCCUUUCCAGAGCCGGGCGGGAGGGGGUCCCUGAGGGUGGGGGUACCCUCAUGGCACUAUAGUGCCAGGAAAACUAGUAUGUUUUUCUGGCACUAUAGUGGUCCUUUAAUAAGAAAGAAAACUUUUAAAAAAAUAGUGCAAUGUUCUGUUGUGUACAUAGUAAACAAAGAACUUGAUAUUUUAUGAAUAUUUUAAAUAUACAUAUUAUGCUUUCACAGUUAAGAUUGGUUCAGAUUCUUCCCCCCCAAAAAAUACAAUUUAGGAUGUUUUUCAAUGAAAAUUAGCAAUUAAAAAUGAGAAGAUAACAUUUAUUUUUUGUUACUUUGUUCAAAAUUUGUGCAUGAUGGACAAAUUCAGUUUUGAUUCGGCUGAAAUUUAUUUUUUUUCAUUCGGUUUACUGAAUUACAUUGUUGCGACAGUUCAAGUUUAACGGACAAAUUACAUCUAUCUAAACAAUUUAGGAAACAAACUUCAGAUGGACUAAAAGGACGCAAAAAUUAGUCUAUCAGUGUACUGCUAAAUGUAUACAUAAUAGCCUAAUCUCUGUGCCCCUUUAAUAAAGUUAAAUCUGGUCACAAUUCUGUCACAUGAAUUCCAACCAAAUUCCAGAACGUUGCUUGAGCAUAACACUGCCUCUGCUAAUCUGCCUUCUUCUCCUGCUUCCACCUCUUCCCCAGGUAAAUGAUGCACAUGCACCUAGUCAUCCACCUGAUCUAAAAGAAGAGGUGAUUCAUCAGACCGGGCAUCAUUCUUUUAUUGCUCCAUGGUCUAGUUCUGACAGAUCUCCAUUAAAGGCGUUUUAGGCAGCGGACAGGGGUCAUCGUAUGCACUCUGACUGGUUUGCGGCUAUGUAGCCACAUAUGAAGCAAACCAUUGAAACACUGUGUGUUCUGACACCUGUCUAUCAUGGCCAGCAUUAGGUUUUUCAGCAAUUUGAGCUACAGCAGCUCGUCUGUGUAAUUGGACCAGAUGGGCUAGACUUUGCUCCCCAUGUGCAUCAAUGAGCCUUGGGUGCCCAUGACCAAGACGCCGGUUCAUCAGAUGUCCUACCUUGCAUAACAUUUUGUAGGUAAUAACCACUGUAUUCCGGGAACACCUCACAAGACUUGCCCUUUUGGAGAUGGUCUUACCCAGUCAUCUAGCUAUCACUAUUUUGGAAUUCAAGAACUAACUGUUCACCUGCUGCCUAAUAGAUCUCUCUUUGACAGGUGCCAUUGUAAUAAUAAUGUUAUUAACUUCACCCAUCAGUGGUUUUAAGGUUUUGGCUGAUCAGUAUAAAGUUGCAUUUUACGCUUAUGUCAGAGUAUCGGGUAUGAUUCUCAGAAUCUUUCCCCGGUCAAUAAAAUUACUACCAUUAUGUUGGCUAAGAAUAACAUUUAAACCCUUCAUUAUACCCUACCUGGUUAAAUACAUUGAUAUCAUUUUUAUAUCAUAAAACUGAAAAUUGGAAUCCCUGUACUGGAAAGAUUUCGAAGAACAAUUUCGUUGGCCAUUUUAUAUAACAGUUUCUAAUAUAUAAUAUUUGCUUUUAUUAUUUUUUUUAUUUCCCUUGAUCGAGGCCAUUAAAGAAAAGGAUUGGCCACAGGUUUAAACUUUAUGCUUAUUUAUUGCUUGAAGAGCAAUGUUGUUGGUCGUCAUCCAAUAAUUCUGUCUGAAUUUUAGACCUGUGCCCAGUCCUUUUCUUUAUUGUAUAUUAUGGCUUGGGUUUGGUAACUUGUGGACUGGAAGCACGGUUGCUAUUUUAAAUGUGUACCUACCAAACCUUUUGAUUUAAUUAAAAUCGAGUAUGGCUAUAUUUCUGUAAACAAGAUAAAAAAAUUUAUAAAUAAAGAAUAUAGAGGUACAAAACAUUUUGUGUGAGACAGUGUUAAUUUCGUCGACUAACAAUUUUUGUCAGAUUUAGUUGACUAAAACUAGACUAAAACUAAAACAAUUCAGAUGAAUAAAAUACGACUAAAACAAAUUGCUUGUUAGUCAAAAGACUAAAAGAGGCUGUGAGGAUGAGCACAUGGAGGGGCUUGGGGGAGCGAGACACAUGGAGCGGCUUGUGGCAACAAUUAAGACACAUGAGAUGCAUGGAGGGGCUGGGUGGGACAAAGCGACAUAGAGGGUCUGGGGGAGAACGAGACAAGGUGCUUGGGGGAAGACACACACAAAUGGGGCUUUGGAGAGAAAGAGACACAGAGAGGGAUUGGGAGGGGACAAAGAGCCACAGAGGGGCUGGAGAAGGGGCAAAAUAGACAGACAGAGGAAGGGGCAAAAGAGACACAGGGGCUGGGGGGGGGAGAGGGACACAUAAAGACACAGAGGGGCUGGGGAAGGGGCAAAGGAGACAGAUAAAGGCUUCAAUUAAGCCCAUUAGAAUUUAGUUAUGUUGACUAAAAUCUACUAGAGAUUUAGUUGACUAAAACUAAAACAAUUCUGAUGACUAAAAUACGUCUUAAACUAAAAUGGCUUUUUAGUCAAAAGAGUAUGACUAAAACUAAAGUGUACUUUGCCGUCAAAGUUAGCACUGGUGUGAGAACAUUGCUAGGAUCAGGUAUCAGUGUGGCAAAAUCAUAUUCUUCAUAAAAAAUAAAUAAAAACAAUUUGAGAAAAAAAAUAUAUAUAUCUAUAUAUAUAUAGAUAUAUAUAUAUUUUUUUAUUUAUACAUUUAUUUAUUCUUGGAUACAGAAUUCUAACUGCUAGGACUUAAUUCAAAACAAGUUAAAUCUUCUAGAUAAGAUACUUUCAAAAUAAGAAAUAUUCCCCAGAGUAUUGAAAGGAGCAGGGAAGUAAAAUACAACGCCAGCCGGAUCAAUAAACCCAAUAAGUCAGCCGGAACAAUAAACCCUGCAUAGCAAAGUUAAAACUAGCACUCAGUCUACCAAACAGACAUAACAGCCAAUUCUUCUGUAAUCGUUUUUCUAUAGAUAGCAGAUUGUUUAUGAAAUUUAGUUCUCCUUGUAUUCCAUUCUAGGAACUGAUUGUAGCAAUCCUUUCAUCCUUCACUGCAUAACAUUAGCUUUCAAGGAAUUCUCUGUUAAUAGAAUACCAUUGGGCUUUACCAAAAUCCAAUCAUAACAUUCCAUUUCCUUGACAUAAGUUGAGGAUAAGUUAUACGACUAAUUGGUCUGCUACAAACACCCUACAUUCGAGUGUCUUGGCAUAAAAUUUGAAAUUCACUUUGCAUUUGCAUUUAAUUCCUGACAAUACUGCCAGCCAAAGCUAUCACAAUAGGCUUUUUAAUUCAACAUUAACAUUUACAUUGCAAACACUUUGCACACUUUGCAAAAAAAAUACCAUUGAUCCUAUCAUCCGUAAAAUAGUCUAAUAAGGAACUAAACUUCCUUAAUUUUUUAUCUUAAUUUCUAAUUUUUUUGUGACAUUAAUGUGUGGUAUGGAGGAGGCAGCAGCAAUCUCAAUUUUGUAUCUGGAGAUGAGAAAAUUAUCUUAUCAGGCUAUAAAUAUUACAUUUUUCUAAUUAGUAUGUAGAAUGACAGGGCACACCAAUCUCUUUUUGUACCUAACUCUUCACAACCUAACAGCCUGUUCACACAUUGUCUUUUUUUAGCUCAAAUUGUAAGAGAACUUUUUUUCUUUCUAAAAAUAUUUUAAAAAAUCAUCUUAUUUAGCAUCAGAUAUUACCCAUCUGUACGAUUUUAUAUAUUAUAUAGUUGCCAAGUAUGUAACAUUACCUGCAUACUGAUUAUGUAUAACAUUGUAACUUGUAUAAUAAUUUAUUCUAAUGGAGAUCUAAAAUAACAGAGAUAUGUAUCAGCUGAAAACUAUAAUUUAACAUAAAGACUGAUUGUACAGGGUAGAAGGAAAUAAAAAAACAUGAAGCAGUAAAGUAAAAAACAAAACUGUAAGACCCUUAAAAUAACAAUAUUGUGUUAGGAAUACAAGCCUGUGCUUCUAGUGCUAUAGUCUCCCUAUGCCAUGUCAGAUUUAGGACUCCCCUAUGUGCACUGUAAAUGAUAAAAUAAAUAAGUCAUUUAGCUUUUCUCCAGCACCGAGUCUCCUUCGAUGCUGCUGCCCACUCCUCCAAGCUUGGCAUCACCCUGGAGGCGUGUCCUGGGUGAUAGUUCAUUCCAAUUAUCCACCAAUCAAAAUCUUGUCAUAGAAAAUCAUUGAAGGAUUUCCAAUGAAAAGCCAAGAGCGGCAUUGCGCAGGUGUGUGCGACAUCAUGGUAUAUCUGGGUAUGAGAACCAGGAAGUAAUAGUCCUGCCUCUCCAGAGGGUUUGUAGGGGCACCUUUAAGCUAUGCUUCCAAGCCUUCAAAUGAUUAAAAUAUACAGUACUGGAGGCUAAGACACGGGUGGGUGGGGGGGGGGAGGGGGGUUACUUAAUGCAUUAUAACAACUUCAGUAAGAUGUGUUCCUUUAACGAUAGACUUUAACAAAAUGAAUGGAAGAGAAAAGGCAGUGUUUACAUUGCUUUAAACAGGCACUCAACAUUUAGGUGAUAACCCCCUAAUAACAUAAAGUUCAAGUGCAGUGCUUUAAAUAAACAGUGGGGACUUACCCCUCACAAAUGUGGUUUUUUUUUAAAAUAGAUGUACAUAAAAUAGAAAAAUACAGAAAAGAUAUAUAGUGCGUUACUGAUACCAUAGGAAUUGCAAAAGUGAGUGAAAAUUAACUCACAUAGAUUAGAGCCUGUUCAGGGUAUAGGCCAGGCAUAGGAAACCUUCGACACUGCAGAUGUUUUGGACUACACCUCCCAUGAUGCUUUGCCCGCAUUAUAGGUGCAAGAGCAUUAUGGGGGAUGUAGUCCACAACAUCUGGAGUGCCAAAGGUUGCCAAUCCCUGGUAUAGGCUCUAAGCUCAAGGGCGUCUGUGCCUUAAGGUGGAAUACACAACCUUUCAUUAGUGGAUUAGUAAAUCAGUCACUCUAAUAUGCAGUAAAAAUAAAACAAAGAAAAGACUUCUGGGUGCAGUAUUUGGCAUACUGGUAAUAAAUGAUACACACCAACAUCAAACUGCUCACCUGGUUUGGAGUCUUUAAGAAACUGACUCCAAGUUAAAUAGCUUUGUGUCUAUUUUGUUCGGUAGACACUUCCCCUAACAGGAACUCAAAUGAAGAAUCCAAGGAGAGGAUAGGUAAAAGUUGAAAUAUACCUAUUGUUACCAUUAAAAUUAAAAUAAAAAUACUUCUAAAAACACAAAAUAAAAAAUAUAUAAAGACAUAAAAAAUAUAAGGGUAUUCUCCUCUUUUUUUGACUUCCGAGACACGUCGCGCCUAGUAGUUAUUAUUAUUAUUAUUAUUGCCAUUUAUAUAGCGCCAACAGAUUUCGUAGCGCUUUACAAUAUUUUGAGAGGGGGGAUGUAACAAUAAAUAGGACAAUUACAAGAAAACUUACAGGAACAAUAGGUUGAAGAAGACCCUGCUCAAACGAGCUUACAGACUAUAGGAGGUGGGGUAUUAGAAACAUUAGGACAAGAAAUAUCAAGUAGGAGUGAAGCAGAGCUGGAGGAGAGAGCAAAGCACUGUCCCAUAGGAGAGAGCGGGAGACAGGUAUGUAAGGUAGAGAUUACUCUGGGAGGCCAUAAGCUUUCCUGAAGAGAUGGGUUUUAAGGCCCUUCUUAAAUGAUUGAAGACUGGGGGAUAGUCUGAUGGCAGUAGGCAAACUAUUCUAUAGGAGAGGAGCCACCCGCGAGAGGUCCUGCAAGCGCGAGUUGGCCGUACGGGUGCGAGCAGCGGUCAGGAGGUGGUCACGGGCAGAGUGGAGGGUACGAGGAGGGGCAUAUCUAUGGAUUAGUGAAGAGAUAUAAGUGGGGCUAGAAUUGUUCAGUGCUUUAAAUGUAUGGGUUAGCACUUUGAAUCGACUCCUAUAGCAUACAGGGAGCCAAUGUAAGGACUGGCAGAGGGGUGAGGUGUGAGAGGACCGACUAGAGAGGAAAAUCAAAUUACAGACUGUAGCGGGGCAAUACAGCUUUUGGGGGGACCAAUCAGGAGAGGGUUACAGUAAUCCAUGCGGGAAAUUACUAGAGCAUGGACAAGCUCCUUGGUAGCAUCUUGCGUAAGAAAGGGGCGAAUGCUGGCUAUGUUUUUGAGUUGGAAGCUACAGGACUUGGCAACAAACUGGAUGUGAGACUCAAAGGUGAGACCAGAGUCAAGUAUGACGCCAAGACAGCGCGCUUGCAGGGAUGGACUUAUGUGAAUAUCACUGACUUGAAGGGAGAGCGAGAGAGGAGGAUCAGUAUUAGGAGGAGGAAAGACAAGGAGUUCAGUCUUAGAGAGGUUAAGUUUCAGAAAGCGUGAGGACAUCCAGUCAGAUGAUUUGAUUCAGUAGUUAGGCUUUUUCAAUCGGUGAAUGCUGUAUUUUUGGGUUGCUGUUUGUAUAUAUGUGAUAAUCCCGCCUUCUGUUCCCCUAAUCCAAUCGUCGAUCUCCUGGUCAGUUGUAGCUUGAUAUUUGGGCGGUCUCUUUUGUGUUUCCGUUGAGUUCCUGGUUCCGGGCUUGACGUGCGUUACUUCACUUCCAUCGCGGGAACUACUACUCCCAUAAUUCCUUGUGUCCAGUCUAUGAUAGCAUUUCCUGUAUAGUUUGUGAAGCUCUGUAAAGUGGCCAAUGCACUGGAUAUUGUGUAUUUGCAGGAAAAGUUCAGAAAGAAAAAAAUAUGAGUCACACAUCAAAAUUCUAAAAAUAAAGAUUUCAUAAUUCAUAAAAUAUUAAUAAUUCAUACCCAGGACAUACUUGAAAACUAGAGAAAUCUCAGUGUAUCUUUCCUGGUAAAAUAUUUUAUACAUAAAUAAAAUAUUUUAUAAAUAAAUAAAUAAUAAAUAAGUGUUUACAUUGCUCCCUACAUCUCCACUGGCCACUUCUCAGAUGUCUACUAAAGGUGCUUCCUGGGCAGUGCUGCAUACUGUGCUGGACUGCCAUUCAGUGUCUCCACCCUCUGCAGACAGUGAACUUUCCUCAUAGAGAUGAUUUGAUUCAAUUCAUGUCUAUGAGUAGAUGCUGAUUGACCAGGGAGGGGUUUGGCUCCGCCCCAGUCUGCCUCCAAUGCUUUCCUAUUGAAAAACAUUGUGAUUGGCUGAGAUCAUCACAUCUGAUGAUGUCAGCCAAGGAGGCAGAUCGGGGAACAGAGCCAGCACCACCAGACUGAAACAAAUGUAAGAUUUUACUAUAUUUAGGGAUGGCAAGUGGGGGUGCGUGGGGGGUGGAGGGGACUAGAUGGUAUUUUUAACACUAUAGGGUCAAGAACAGGUUUGUGUUCCUGACCUAUAGUGUUCCUUUAAGUCACCUUUAGAGGUUCUUAGUCAUUAAUCAUGAUGUUUAUAGUUCAGUAGUCUAUAGUUUAUAGUACACUGAAAAAACAGUCAUUGAAAGGAAACAGGAAAGCGUAGUAGUUUGCAGUUGUCAUUGUGCAUGCACAUGAGCUCCCCACACUGCAGCUUGGUCUGGACGUAGCUGCAGGUGUGUCUGAAUGUAGUAGGUGAGACAUAUCAGCUGGUUAAUUCACCCAAGAUCGAAUUCUUGAUCACGAUAGACUGUAGCUCAGACAAUAGAAUUAGAAAAGAAUUACAUCAGGCAAACUGAAGUCAGAAAUGGAAAGACACAGGAAGUCAAUAUUCAGGCCUAAGGUCAAUGCAGGAGGCAGAUGCAGAGUGAUGAAAAACAGGUAAAAAUCAGUACAGGGAGCAAUCAGACAUGAACGGGAAUAGCAUAGAUUAGGACUUGAGAAGGCUGAAUGUCUUACAGCACACAUCUUUACUACAGGAAAAAGAUCAAGAUGAGGCACUACUAGGAAAGCAGUUUCUAAAACACAUAGCAGCAUCUGGCUGCUUAGUAGGUUCGGCCUAGGGCAGCUGCAAUCUAUUUCCUGAUUGUGGGACGGACGUGUGGGAACAGUGGGAUUUAUGCAAUGGAGCUUGCAGCUUCAACAUGCAUUUGAAUAAGGUGUUUCUUUCAUGGCUAUGUUGUUCAUAGGCAGUGGCUCCUGUAGCGUUGGAAGGAAUUCAGACACACUUUAAAUGGUGAGUCCGUAACACUUACAUUUACUUGAGUGUUUUGUGAAUCAGAAUUCAUACCAUGUGUGGCACCCCCAUAACUUUAAAAUAUACUUAUAAAACCAAAACGGAAAGUUUUUUCAGAAUUCUAAAACUCUUUAGAAAUAGAGAAUUUGUCUUUAUUCCACUCAGAUAUCUGUCCACCACAGUUUCGCAAACUGCUAUUGGUGACGAGUUGGUGAUGUCUUUAUUAUUAAUAUUAUUAUUAUCAUUUUAAUGAUACAUUAUCAUAUUAUGUAACAAACUAGAGAUAGUAAGUAAAACAUGGGACCAGUUGAAGAACACAUUCAGGGAUACAGAAACAAGAGUUGACAAGAACCUUGACCAAAAGAUCAUGUAUUCGAAAGGAGCAGAGACCAAGGUCACUUGGUGGCUUCUGUGGUUAGUCCCUGUCUGCUUUUGUUAUUCUUCUUGGAAACAGACUAUCUCAUAGAUAAUUCUAAACGCUGUCUGCUCAGAUCAAUGCAUGAGAUGUUGUUGAUGUUUUGAAACUGUCUUCCUGGAUUUUUAGAGGCAAUCCGACUCUGCUGUCUGCUUCUAUGCUUGUCGUCAUCCAGUUUUCAGUUGUUACUGUCUGCAUUAAGUCCCCUAUUUCUUGUUGAAGUGCCUCUUUUUCCUGCUUGGGAAAUUGAGAAUUAAAAGUACAUUUCAAUUUAAGAUCAAAAUAGCCGAACUAGAAAAAAGAUCGAAAUCAGCUAUGCGUUCAGUUCGGCUUCUCUGUCUUUGAAUGUGAAAUUCACUUUGAAUACACUUUGAAUUGUCAAUUUAGUAAAUAACCCUGCCAAUAUUAUACGACAGUUCUGGUACAGUCAUUGCUCUGGAGAGUAGUAUUUGCCACAUUGUCAAAUAAAUUAUAAUUUAUUUUAUCAUUAGGAAACAAAUGCUACCUCCAGCAAAAUGAUCUUCAAACAGUACAUUAACCCUUUUGCCAGUCAUGUCUUUAAUAAAGCUGCCAUUUUUUUGUCUCUACUCCUGUACGUCGAACACAGUGCGUGGGCUGAAGCAGGUGUCCUGGGGGAGUUAUCUGUCUCUCUCACUUGUUCUAUUUACAAAGUACCGGCUGUUUCUAUACAACAGACUGGAGAUGUGACACACAAAUGAGAAAACAGACGUAAGCCUCUGGUCCUGUUCCUGAGAUAUUAGCAGUAGAUAGUUGCUAAUUCUCACUGCAGCGUCUCCGGUGCAUCCUGAAAAAAAAAGGAAUAAAAACCAAAAAAAGAGAAGCAAUUUCCUGCAUCCUUUCUACCAUGUUAGAGCGUGACUGUGUGUGUGAGAAGGGGAAUAAAUAAAAAAACAGUUUCGACAAAGCGCGCUCUUUAAACUGAUAUUAAUCAUGCAUGGAUGAAUUCCUGAGAGAUUGUGUCUAGUCACGCAAAACAUCCUUAAAGUAGCACUGCCGUGUUUUUUUUCUUUCAGUUUUCCUUUACUUACGUUUAUUUUUUAACUUUAUUUAUAUUUCUUCCUUCCACUGGAUGUCAACAUCAGGGUGCCACCAUGUUGUUUCCCACAAUUCGGAAUGCGGGACGUUUGCCCUUCAUAUGUUAUGUCUUGACUGAUGGAUUGUGGGUAAAUUACCUUGGUAACUGAAAUGGAACUUUGUUUAAGCUCAGACCAUUUCCAAAGAUUGCCAAAAAUCACGCCUCCCAUAAUAAAAACAUUGUCCCUACGUUUUCUUAUGUAUUAAUAACAAAGCUGAAUUUAAGAAAAAUAAUAUUAAGGGAAAAAUAAAGGGACAAAAAGGGAUUAAUUUAAAAAUAAACCUGCUCAGUGCUGCUAGUUUUACAUGUAUAUAUAAAUAUAUAAAUAUACACACACAUAUAUAUAUAUAUAUAUAUAUAUAUAUAUAAAAUAUAUAUAAAGUUGACACUAUCAUAGUAGUCAUGGAUUGUAUGCAGACACAAACAAUUGGUACAUUUUGGGCAAGGGGAAUAAAGAGAUAUUACAGAUUAAGAUUAAGAGGGAGGCUGAAGAAACUCCCGUAGCUGAAAGGCGUGCCCAACAAUGCAAUCUGUCAAACUUUAUUGUAAGUUUAUAAAUGUUUAUUACAUAGUUUUAAUUUUUUUCUUGCUUUAUUUUCAUUUGUAUGUUUGUUUAAAUGCUUUUGUUUGUUGGUUUGAAAAAAAUAAUUGUCAAGUGAUACAUGUUCCUUAAAUGCAAACUCUUUUUUUUUUUUGCACCCAAGAAUAUGCUCACUGCAUGAUAUUUUUUAAAUAGAAUGACUAAGCUGUGCCAAAAAAAUAAAUAAGCAAAAAUAAACCAUGUGAGGUACACUUACAUUGUGGACCUUGCACCUAUUAGUGUGACAAAAUUGGUAGGAACAAAUCAGACCAACACGUGGGUCUUGAUGGCAUUUCAUUAUGCAAAAAAUACACAUACUCACAAUGGAGGAAUCUUUGAGUUUUAACUGGGCUCUUUCAAGGCCAAAGUAAAGUGAAUUUUAAGGUUGAAUACAAAGUUGGACUUCACGGCGUAGAAGUAAAUUGUCAUCUUUGAAAGUAUUUGUAAUCUGUUUCCAUAAAAGCAUUGUAAUACAUUUACAAAUGUACAGAAGUUGUUAUUGUAUCCAAAUUACAUUUCAGUAAUUAGAUUUUGUAAUAUUUAUUUUUAUGUUUUUUAUUUGUUUGUCACAAAUACUAGACAUUUAGGAUGCAGCCGCAUUUCAACAUAUCAUUAACAAUUCUAAUUAGAGUAUUGCUCUCUGCAGAGCAGGGGUGCUCAAAAGGUAGAUCCCCAGAUGCUGUAGAACUACAACUCCCAUGAUGCUUUGCAUGCCUUUAUAACGCUCUAGAAUGACAAAGCAUCAUGGAAGCUGUAGUUUAAAAACAUCUGGGGAUCUACCUUUUGGGCACUCCUGCUAUACGGUAUACUAUAGUACAUUAUUGCUACCCAGCCAGUAAAUACUAGCUAAAGUAGUAUUUACUAAUAAAUGCUAGCCCAUAAUAUCACUCCAGCUCUACUACCAACUGAAGCAUUUUAGCAGCACGCUACAUUGGAAAUAUAUGUUUUCUUCUUACAGAUAUGACAUGGAACAAUUUUAUUACGCAAUAAAAAAAAAGCUCAGUUUUAUUGCUCAAUAAAACUUAGUUUUGUAGAUUUUAUAGUAAUUUCACAGCAGCUCUUAAUUUUAGCUAGCCUUCCCCUGCCUGAUGUUGGUGAUUCUCUUCCCAGGAGCGAUUGGGUGACGUCCUAUCGGGUGAUGGUGAGCAACGACAGCCACAGCUGGGUUAUGGCUAAGAACGAAACUGGAGAAGGGGUGAGGAACAACUAAUUAGAAAUAAUAUAUAACAAAUGAAACACAAUAUGUGUUGAAAAUAAAUGAGUUAUUAUCUAUGUACAAUACAGACAAGCAAUCUCAUUCCUUAGGACAAAUCUAUAUCAUUUUGUAUGAUUCAUUCUCUACACAAAGAAGUAACAAUGUGAUGUGUAUAUAAUAAUACACAUUUUGUGCACACAAUGUAGCAAACUGGAAUUGAUUUGUAACAGUCAAAAAUCUACUUAAAUGAAUUCUACAUUUGUAACCAUAACCCCCCACCCCCCCCAAGAAUACAUAGAAUCUAAUACAAUGCCAUCCACUAAAAGUGGCACACUUGGUAAAUAUGAGCAAAGAUGGUUCUUUCUUGGUUUUGAUGGUUUUUGUGUAACCUUUUGAUAUUUUGUUGAAAAAAUACACAAAAAUACUCUGCUCUCAUGGGUAUCAAACAAUUGCUAACAUAACACAGGUUUAUAAAAUAAAAUGAAAAAAAUCUUCGUUAAAUGUAUGUAUGGCACAAUUAUUGGCACACUUUUAGUUAUUACUUUGUGCUACCUCCCUUUUCCAAGUCUAUAUUAAGGGUAACACAUUUCCAUAAAAAGCCUACUGUGUGAGGAUGUUUAUUUUGCAAUCCGGAGUUGACAUCUUGUGUGGCUUUGCAGUAUGGAUCCAACUAGUUUUUUUCAGGUUUGCAUGUGCCACAAAAAGGGAGGCUGUAUGCCAGAUCAUCGGGAUCUUGCUUUAUGACAGCUGACGAACAGAGUUUGCGCUGAUUUAAUUUUGCUAUAUUUGGUUAAAUGUACUUCUUCUAUUGAUUUAUAUACAUCAUGCUCUAUUCUGUUUUCUCCACAUUUUUCCAUUUGAGGUUGGAAAAGUUCCACUCUAUCUAUAUCAAGUAUGGAACAUUAAUAUUUUAAAAUUAGAGCAAAAUGUUGCUCUACAACACGUGAGGGUAAUCUAUUCUACAGCAUAUAGUCAAGUCAUACAAACACAUUUGCCCCUUUUAUUUCUUUAGUUUUAUAUAAUUACAAGUGGAACACGGAGGAUAUUAUUCACUUAAGUAUAUUUUUAAUUAUCUAUUUUUUUCAUGCAGUUACUAUAAUUAUAUGUUUGUUUGAGUUCAUGUUUAUACCGCAUGGGAAUGCUUUUUUUUUUUCUCAGAAAAGCGCCUACUGUAACAGGUUUGUUUGACACACUGAAAUCCAGUUAAAACUUUUAGCUCUAAAGACGACCUGACAAUCUGCAAAUAUGCUAAGUGUUAUAACCACUCGCUCUGCCAGGUCUAGUGAAAUUCCAUGCAUUUGCAUUUAUAUGCCAUAACCAGCAGGAAAAAGAAAUACCAAGCGAGCAAGGUAUGAUAUAUACAAACCAGCUAGCACCCAAAAAGCCUAGAGCAGUGAUGCUAAUCUUGACACCAUAAAUUGUUUCUGGACUACAUUUCUCAUGAUGCUCAGCUAGCUUUUAGACUCUAAAAGCUAGCUGAGCAUCAUGGGAAAUGUAGUCCAGAAACAAUUUAUGGUGUCAAGGUUAGCUAUCACUGGCCUAGAGUAUAAUCAAACCUGGAAACUUCAGGAGUUCACCCUGACUCACAAGAUUCAUUUAAUUUUAAAACUGAAACGGUGUUGUUGUUAAACCAGUCUUAAUUUAAAAGGACACUUCACUCCCCCAAUGCAAAAUAAAUAAAUAAAAUGCACUUUUUGGAAUAUAUAAUCUAAUGAAAAACAUGCAUGUCUAAUUAUGUGUAUUUUCAUUGGGGGUACAUCUAAAAACAGCUUCCAAAAGCUGCAGAUCUUUUGUCUGCAACCUUCACAGACAUUUUGCAAGCCCUCCCUUUCUAACCCAGCCCAGACUUUCUGUGGAUAUCCAAUCACACUGACUUUCCAGAGAAGUCUCUGCAAGGCAGUUGCUCUGAGCAAGCUCCAGUUUAACUUGAAUAGCGGAGAGAUGAGUUAAAUUUAUUAACAACACUUAGAUUUGACAACUGUUUUAUUUCUCUUUAUGAAAUGGGGGAGCCAUUUCAUAUGGAGCCAUUUUUUUUAAAUUAUCAUCUUAUUUUCAAUGUUUGUUUAAUUAAUGUAAUUUUGUUAUUCAUUUUUCUUUCAAUGUCUUUGACCUUGGUUAUGUUUUUAUUGAGUGUUUUUAUUGGUUAUGUAAGUCAGGCACCCACUGUGAUCUCUUUCAUUUGUUUAAAACAAAUACAAUGUUUGAAAACAAAAUCUCAGUAGAAAAUUUAUUGGAGUUCAGGAGACAUUCUUACCCAAUGGACUUGUAUCGUUAUUUUCCCCACUUAAGAAUAGCUUAAUAUUUUCAAGAGUCUUUGGGUGAAUUUAUUGAAAAAAACAAUUGCCUGGUAUAUUGCUCUGCAAUGAAAUGUGACUUCACUGGCACGGAUACAAUGUUAUUUUAUGGUUCCAGCCACUCCAAAGAAUCUGGAAAAAGGUCUUAGAAUGGUAUAAAUUCAGCCAAAACGUCCCUGGAAACAAUAAUACAUCCCUAAACCUUCCAUUUAUAAAAUCCGAUAUUUAACUGUAAGAAUUGAUGUUCAGAAAAUGGACUAUUAACCUGAAAAUAUAACAGCACGGUCUUUAUAGCAAGUUGUGGUAAAGUUUAAAAACAUGCAUAUAGGCAAAAAUGUUGUGAAAAACUUAAAUUGUGCUAUAUAGUUAAAUAUGUCACCACAACCUUCUGUUAAAGCGACAUUAUAGUCACCAAAACAACUUUAGAUUAAUGAAGCAGUUUUUGUGUACCGAUCAUGCCCCUAAAGUUUCAUUACUUAAUUCACUGCCAUUUAGGAGUUAAAUCACUUUUGUUUCUGUUUAUGCAGCCCUAGCCACACCUCCCCUGGCUGUGACUGACACAGUCUGCAUGAAAACAAAAUGGUUUAAUUUUCAAUCAAAUGUAACUUACUUCAAAAGUUUUUAUUUCAUGCUAUAUGAUGCUUCUGCAUGGUCUAGCAAGCUUUUAACAGAGCAGGAGAUAACAAAUUGUAAAUUAAACAGAAUUUGCAAUAAAGGAAGUGUAAACAUUAGAUGACUCUUUACAGGAAUUGUUUAGGAAAGCUGUGUGACUCAUAUGCAGAGAGGCGUGACUUGGGCUGCAUAAACAAAGUGAUUUAACUCAUAAGUUGCAGAGAAUUGAGCAGUGAGACUGCAGUGGCAUGAUCUAUACACCAAAACUGCUUAAUUGAGCUAAAUUUGUCUUGUGGUUUAAUUGUUAAAGACCCGUUGAUUGCUGAACAGUUGUAAUAUAUUCAUAUAUUACAACUGUUACAUAUAUAUAUAUAUUUGCCACGCUUCUCCACUCAAACAUUGAGUUCUACUCGUUUCUGGAGGGGAUAGCGCCUCUAGUGACUGUCAAAAAAGAUACCCACUAUAGUCUUUUAAAUGUAUUUUUACCCCUGCUUUAUACCAAAAAGCAAUUCCACUGAUUUAAAUAGAUGCGUUUCAUUACCAGAAACAAACUUUUAUCUCUGAUAAUUUAAAAGGAUUCUGUUUAAAUAAUGCUAAUAAUAAAAUAAUCACAGGUAUAUCUAAUACAUAAUUCAUGGAGUCAUACAAGCAACAGGUUAUGACAGCCUUGAAGUAUAUGGCAGAUUUAGAGAUGAAUAUGCAUUUCUUGGAUUGAUGAGAAAUGAAGUUAAAGAUCUGCAAGGACCGAGGAACACACUGCAUGAAUUCCCUCAAGGCACACAUCAUUCUGAUCAUUUGUUGGCUGCAGACUGUGCUGAUAAUUAACAAGUGUUUAAUUAUGGGGUUUGAUGUUCCGCGCCAGUGUAACAUGUUGGUUUGGGAUUUUUUAAUAAGAUGUAUUAUUUGCAAUUCAAGCUUUUUCAGGGAAACAACGAGAAAGAGAUUCCUGUUCUGAGUGAAUUUCUAGAGCCUUUGAUUGGACGUUAUAUUCGGAUUAAUCCGCGGUCAUGGUAUGAAGAGGGGAGCAUCUGCAUGAGAGUUGAGAUACUGGGCUGCCCUUUACCAGGUUAGUGGAGUUAUGGAGUAUGUGUAGUAAAAUGCCUAAUUCUGCCAAUAAUUACAGCAUUAUGCCUUUUUUAUGGAGUCGCCUAAAUAUGAGUGAUUACUGUCGCUGGAGUAACACUAACACCAACUCAUUAAACUUUACCAAUAAAUGUCCUCAUUUCACUCUGUGUGAACACCAUUCUCACCCUUGCAGCCCCUACCUCUUUUUUUUUUUAAACUCCUUCUAUCUAGGCCAGGGGUGCCUAAAAGGUAGAUCCCCAGAUGUUGUAGAACUACAACCCCCAUGCUCUACGUGCCUUUGCAUGUGUUUAGAAUGACAAAGCAUCAUGGAAGCUGUAGGUUUAAAAUAUCUGUAAACCUACCAUUUGGGCACCCCUGAUAUAGAAAGUAAGUUCCCACCCUUUUAGCACCACUCCUCUGUGUAUGUUCGUCCUUCUUUCCAUCAGCCCCGAAAACACAAUUUCUGCAUUUAUUAGAGUAAAUAAACCAGUGGAAAUAAGUUUAAAAAAAAAAAGCAAAACUCCGGGUAAGGGGCAAUAAAAUCAUUUCAUGAUGACUUGGGUUUGCUUAUGCACAGUUGGGCGUCAUGUAUCGAGCUUGGCAUUUUCCCCAGCAGUGCUGUGUGUAUGGCAUUGCAGGUGUUAAAUCAUUUACAUUAUUUGCCUGUUAUUCCGUGCGUGAAAUCAAAAUAAAAAGAAAAGAAGUACGAUGUUUAAAUAAAUAAAUAAAUAAAUAAUAAUAAAAAAAUUCCACAACCAAUAGUCAACUUUCAGUUAACUAUUUAGUUGUGCAAGGAAACCAAAAGUGUCAAUGACUUUUAAACUGCUCUCAACAUUUUCAGUUAGUACAUAGAAUUUUCUCAUAUUCCUACUUUACAUUCUCCCUAUAAAAAAAACAAAGUUGGGACGUUGGACUUAUCUUAUUGCUUAUUCUGUCCUUAUGAAAAUACAGCUCUGGCCCCCAUUUAGCCGCGUGAAACUCAUGUGACACCAGCCAGAUGAGGUUACAAUAUAACAUAUCUAAUGAUUGGCAGCCAAGCUACUUAUUUGGCUCAGUUUUCAAUUCUACUAGAAACAGCACGAUUUUUGCUGAGCUUGUAGUUCAUAGCCAGUAAUAUGCUUCAGCUGAAAUAACAGCUGGAUUGCUAACAUGUCACAUGACUGACGGAAUAUUAAUACAACUAUUUCAUAAAGUACAUAUAAGGCUAUAAAAAUAUUUUUAAACAAACCAUAACGUUUACUGCAAGAAAAUGGCAAACUUGCACACUCCACCUACUUCCAAUUUAAAAUUGAGCAUCAUGGGAUUUGUAGUCCAUAACAGCUGGAGUUUCACGCAUUUGUCAUUAGUUUUCCACAGCAUCCCACAUAACAAGGCUGCUAUGUAUUAAUGGCCUCAGAACAAGCCAAAAAUGUCUAAAUGAUGAUUUAGAUUUCUGAUCUUACUCGAGUGAUGACUUGCUUCAAAUAUUCAUGUCCUCUUGUUGAGUCCCUCACUGCGGUAAGGGUUCCCCCACUUAGCACAUUGCUUAUUAUAAUUGUAAAAUCAAUGGUAACAUUACGUAGCCUUCUGUGGCUGUCCAAUCGCAGACUCCCCAAUACAGCUCAAUGAGAAGUCUUUGCAAGGCAGGUGCUCCAGGCCAGAGUUUCCCAUUUGUUCCGUGAGAACACAAAUGGGGUUCUGACAUAAUUUUGCCAAACAAAAUGGCCGCUGCGAUUUGAUUGCUUAAUAGGGGCCCGUUCUGGUGACGUGGCCCUUUAUGAGCAUGAACGGGCCCCUGUAGUAUCGGCCGACUGGGAGGAAGUGACAGCACUUCCUCCCAGCUUUACAGAGUUGCUGCCGCGCAGUAACUCUGUUGGAGGAGAGGACUGGAGACGGCAGUGCAAAGAGGGAGCACCAUGCAUGGCAAAGGAGACGCUGGAGUGAGCAUGCAGAAUCUCACUCCCAUCAGCCUCAGCCAACACCAGGACCACAAGGUAAGUUAACAGAAGGGUGACUCUGAUGUAUAUCAGAUUGUGUGUGUGUAUGUGCCACUGUGUGUAUGUAUCACUGUGUGUGUGUGUGUGUGUAUGCCAGUGUGUGUGUGUGUGUGUAUGUGCCAGUGUGUACCAGUGUGUUUUCAUGUGCCAAUGUGUAUGUGUGUGUGUCAGUGUGUAUAUGACAGCGUGUGUAUCUGUGUGUCAAGGUGUGUGUAUGUGUUUGUGUCACUGUGUGUAUCUGAGUAUGUGUGUAUUUGUGGGUCAAGGUGUGUGUAUGUGUCACUGUGUGCAUCUGAGUGUGUGUAUGUGCCAGUAUCUGUAUCUGAGUGUGUGUAUCUGUAUGUCAAGGUGUAUGUGUAUAUGUUUGUAUGUGCCAUUGUCUAUAUCUGUGUGUCAAGGUUUGUGUAUGUGUCACUGUGUGUAUCUGAGUGUGUGUAUGUGACACUGUGUGUAUCUGUGUGUCAAGGUGUGUGUAUCUGAGUGUGUGUAUGUGCCAGUGUGUGUAUCUCUGUGUGUAUAUGUCACUAUGUCUGUAUCAGUGUGUUUGUAUGUGCCAGUGUGUGUAUUGGUGUGUGUGUAUGUGUCAAUGUUUUUAUAGGUGUGUCUGUGUGUUCAUUUGUUUGUGUAUGUAUGUACGUGGCAGUAUAUGUGCAUACAUCCCAGCAAUCAAACACCAACACAACAUGCAAACACACUCCUGCAAACACAUUACAUACAAAAUCCACCUGCUCCUAAGUACUACUAUCUGUUUACUAUUUGCGCUAUAGUGCUAAACAUUUUUUGAGGUUCCAUGUUGUUAGCGCAUUAUGUCAAAGGGUUCCACGGGAAAAAAUAAUUGGGAACCCCUGCUCUAAGCAUUUUAUGUCUCUUGAGUUUAGCUCCACUGAGCUAACUAAACCAGGAAGUAAUAGGAUCAGUUAUCUGAUUGGCAGCCAGAGGGGUGUAACCAGGUUAAGUUAUAAAAUUAUCAAUUUCUUUUGAAAUCUGUACUUUUUAUGAAGAGGACUCACUCUUCACACAGAGCUUUUCAACGAGAUAAAGUGCUUAAGGAGUCUGGAGGGUAUCCUUAAAGGCAGAUAUACACACUUGAAGGUCUCCCAUGAAGCUCCUCUAUCUUUUUCAUUCAAUUCUGGGGAUUCAUCUUCUAGGAACCCUUGUCACUAUUGUUGUGUUGCACAGAUGUGAGCAUGCAACACAAAGGACUAUCUUCCUGCAAGCAUGGGAUGUCCACAGGCCAACUCGCCCACUGCACAAGAAGAUGUCUCUUUCUUACAACUGUCACUACAGUGACAUCUGUGGUGAUUAUCAGACGUUGAUCAUGGAAGCACUGUGUUUUGUCAGCUUUUGACAAACUUUUCUUCAAUGAAGUUCCAACACAGUCAGCAUGAGUAAUCCAUAAAGAUUUUAUCCUUUUGAAAUAUUCAUAAUGCGAUCAGAGGCGACAGCUGCUUUAAUGUGAUUUUCAAACAGAACGGGAACUGAAACUUUCUCCAAAAAUAGUUUUAAUUGCACUGUGUGUACAUCCAGUGAUUUCUGGAUCCAUACAGAAUAUCGUCCAAGGAUCGGAAUGCACAUGCAUGGAUUGAUGUCUGCCAAAACUUGCUCCUGUCUGAUUCUGGACCUAGCUCUCUUAAGUUAAAAAUACAGCUACCUAGAUCAGGGGUGCCCAAAAGUAAGAUCCCCAGAUGUUUAAGAACUUCAACUCCCAUUAUGCUUUGCAAGCCUUUAGAAUGCCUUUUGAAUGAAAAGCAUCAUGGCAGCUGUAGUUUUAAAACAUCUUGAGCACCCAUGACCUAGGUCAUACAUGUUGGACAUGUCUGACAGUUUGAAAUAUAUGGACAUUUAUUCACUAAACAGAAACUGGUGAUGAACUAAAUACAAAUUUGCAUAAUGCAGACUAAAACAGCUGAUAUUAAAACAUUUUUUUUUUUAAAUAAAAUCUGAUUUAGUUACAUUCUCAGUUUAAUUAUGUUGGCUUAAAUUUACAGCAUUUUCAGUUUUUACUUUAGCAUAAUGGAUUGUUUAGGGAAUAACCCUUCCCCAUGUAAUAUAUUGGACUAACAAUGUCUAAUCUGCUCUUUUCAGACCCCAAUAAUUAUUAUCACAGACGCAACGAGAUGACAACAUCGGACAAUCUCGACUUUAGACAUCACAACUAUAAGGAGAUGAGACAGGUAGUCAUGUUUGAACAGUGUACUAAGGCUUUAGAAAAAUAAAUCUUAUUUUAGCUGCUCUGUGUUUUGCCCAUCUUCUUAUGCAUGUUUUCACAAAGUCUAUAUCAGUCUCAGGAUUAUAAAAUAUUCCUUUCAGUGAUAUUUUUUCAGGUUAUACUAGUAGUACACGUCUGCCACAGUAAUACAAAUUGUUGGGCUCAAAACAUCUGAAGUUACUUGCCAAGCUUAAAAAUUACUCACCAUUGGCCAUUUUCUCUGACUACGUGAUUUUUGGGAAUGAACAGGCCUGUAUUAUUCUUAUUAUUCUUAUUAUUGACAUAUAUAUAGCACCAACAAAUUCCGUAGCGCUUUAUAAUAUUAUUGGAGUGGGAGAUUUAACAAUAAAUUAGACAAUUACAAAAACGUACAGAAACAAUAUGGAGGACCCUGCUAAAACGAGCAUACAGUCUUGUUUGCUGUCCUGACCCUAGAUUACUAGUGCAGCACCCAACAAGGACAAGCUUGUGGGUACACCAUUUUACACAUAAGAAAGUGUAGGAAAUGGGUAUCAAAAGGGAUAGGUCAUAAAGCAAACAAAUGUGACAAAUCCGUCCAGAUAUUCAAAACAUCAUAAAACAGACCCUGGAUAGGUGUUUAACCAUGAAGCCUAACCCUAAGGCUGACAACUCAAGCCCUCUGACUCGGUCUGCAAUUUCUCUAAGACUUAUAUCCAUAACCCACAAUCAGUAACCAUAAUCUCUGACAUACAAUUUAUCUGAGUCUCCAUCAGUAUCGACCAUCCCAAAAUGGCUGUGAAGAAACUGUAAGGUGGCUGGCUUAAGAUGAUUGGCAAUAGGAACCAUUCAAAUUCUAAACAAACAAUUCAAAGGCUGCAGAUACAGAUUAAAACUUGUUGAGGAUACAGGUUAAACAAUAACAGUGGUGUCUACUGUAAUAUUUGUGAUCAUAGGUUAGAAAAUGGUUCCUUCAGUCUAUAAAUAGCAAUAUAUCUGUCAGAACACACAUGUAACACACAUGGUCACAGAAAGGGCCUGGCUGUAAGUUUCUCAAAAGCUUGCCAAUAUUUCAUUUUAUGUGCAUUCCUCUGAAUAUCUUGUCUGACUUUUGCUAUAGUACCCACUAAUCUCUAACAUUGAACAUUCCUCUGCAUUUAUCUCAGGAAACUUUUUAUCUUCCUGACCUGUCCCAUUAUAUAUAUAUUUUUUAAAACAGCUGAUGAAGGUAGUGAAUGAAAUGUGUCCCAACAUCACACGUGUAUACAACAUUGGACGGAGCCACCAAGGACUGAAGAUGUAUGCCAUGGAGAUGUCUGAUAACCCUGGGGAGCACGAAGUUGGUUAGGAGAAUAAACAAGCUCUAUGUAUGUCCUGCCAAGUCCCACCUGUCUCUUCUAUAUCUGUCCUGAAUGCUUUAUAUUACUUUGACGUUGUCCCCUGCUGUGAUAUUGACUUAUUUGUGUGACCUUUCACAUCUUAUCUGUGCCUGGGACUGCAUCUUGCACUUGCAAUGUACAGGGACUAUGCUGCUUUGUUAGAAAUUCUCACCUAUUCCACGGCGCAUGUGCUAUACAGGUGCUCUGCCUUUAAACUGAUACGUUUGAACACACCUAGGCUGCCUACCUUGAGUUUCCCAACAAUAUCCCCUGCCUGAUUAUUGAUUGAGCAAUUAUGUGCCUCUGUAUGAGGAAUCCCUGCCUGGUCAUAUGUGCUUUAUAGAAGCAAGCCUUCUCUUUUUCUGUGUGUAACCAUGCACUGCUCUUGUGCUGUUCUCGUUUUAUUUAUGCAGGAGAACCGGAAUUCCGAUACAUAGCUGGAACACAUGGAAAUGAAGUUUUAGGAAGAGAACUCAUUCUGCUCUUGAUGCAGUUCCUCUGUCAAGAGUAUUUAGCUGGGAACAAACGCAUCCGUAACCUAAUUACCCAUACACGUCUUCAUUUUCUUCCAAGUGUCAACCCAGAUGGUUACGAGAAGGCUGCUGAGUUGGUAAGGCAAUAUUUCCUGCACUUGAUUAAUUGUAUUUGUCAAAAGAAUCAUUUUCAUAAGGAUAUAUCUGUACACAAACAACACGGAACACUGAGUUUGUUGACAGAGUUAACAGAUAAUGUUUUACAAUAUUGUUAUGAGUUUUAUUCUUAUAGUUCAAGAUGGCAUACUGUGAUUAUAAAGGUAGAUGUUAGACUCCUACUGUGGUGAUAAAGAUAGAUAUUAGUCUGCAUAGUAGACUUAUUUCAUUAUUAUUUUCGAACUAAAGAUCUAUGCCCUUUAAAUCCCAGGGUUCGGAAUUGGGAGGCUGGUCACUCGGACGUUGGACAGUUGAUGGGAUUGACAUAAACAACAACUUUCCAGAUUUAAAUAGCUUGCUAUGGGAAGCAGAAGAUCGACUCAGAAAUAUCCACAGGGCCCCCAAUCAUCACAUUCCAAUCCCGGAUUGGUACCAGUACCAGAAUGCUACCGUAAGACAUAGAAAAUGGUAGAAUGAAGCCGCACUUCUAGGCAGAAACCUGUACAAAUCGACUACAUUCACUGACUGCUUCCUGCAAAUGAUAUAUUCAUAUAAAUAAGAGGCUUUGUGGAUCUGUGGUCUGCUAUAGGAAUUAAACAGUUGACGUCAUUGUCAAGAUUGCUAUAAGUUUAGAUUGUCUCCAAUGCGGUUUAUAAUUCAUGCUUUGCUAGUCAACAAAUGACUCAGCUGUGUAGUAAUACAUCUUCUAUUUGGGUUAGAGGGGUAACAUUUAAAUUGCUAAAUAUAUAAUGCUUUAUAUACUUUAAAUUACCUAUUUAAGAAUUGUUGAAUUAUUUUUAAAUGUACAGGUCCCAGUAUCAAUCAGCUACGGGAGCCAGUGCCUAUAUUAUUUGUACAUUUCUAAAUUGCGCUUAUUUACUUUGAAUUUAGUAGCAAAAUAGUUAAAAUAUUGUGGAUUUUUGUUUCCUUGACCUAUCUAGUAAGCAAAUAAAAUUAUCUUAAAUGUUACUUUUUUUCUUCUUAGGUUUCCAUGGAAACACGUGCCCUCAUCGCAUGGAUGGAGAAGAUUCCCUUUGUGUUGGGGGCAAACCUCCAAGGAGGAGAAUUGGUGGUGUCUUAUCCGUAUGAUAUGGUUCGUUCCCCAUGGAAGACGCAAGAAUACACGGCAACACCAGAUGACCAUGUUUUCCGUUGGUUGGCUUAUUCUUAUGCUUCCACACACCGUCAUAUGACCGAUUCGAGCCGCCGACCCUGCCACUCUGAAGACUUCAACAAAGAAGAAGGAACUGUGAAUGGGGCCUCCUGGCAUACAGUGGCUGGAAGUAUGUGCUUUAUUUACUGACCUGUCUUUUUUAGGAAUUAGAAUUCUUUCAUCCAACAGCAGAUAUUCUUUGGUUAAAGAACAGCUAUAUUUCCAAGCAUUUUUGUUAAUUAGAUUUUUUAAAUUAAAUUAUGAAAUCAAUGUUUUCUUGAGGCAGGUCAAUAUUUUAGAAUAGCAAAAAUCAAUUUCACGCAGCUGUUACAUACCCUGUACUCAAAAGUUUGAAAGAAAUAUAUCUGAGGUUUUAGAAUGUUUUUUUUACUUCACAUCCUUUCUCCAUGAUUUGUUUUAAACCAUGCUGUUUUGGUGUUAGAGAUCCCAACAUUAAUGUCAAGUUAUUGUCUUAGGAAACCAAAAUGUGAUACCCCAGACUCAGUCCAGAAUUCUAAUAUACACCCUUUUUAGACCGAACUUACAAAAGCAGUUCCAGAAUAUGAAAAUCAAGGGUACUUAGCAUGAAAAAUGUCAGGUUAUUGUCCAGGAAUUUAACUGCAGACAUCCCUAAUACUAGAAAAUAUUAAUCAUGGUCAGUCUAUUCUCUUUGGAUGAUCAAAGAUGUUUCUUGAAGAAUGAACAACAAAUAUAGGACAACAUUGUAUUAAAGGGACACUCCAGAAACCCAGACCACUUCUGCCCAUUGGAGUGGUCUGGGUGCCAACUCCCACUCCCUUUAACCCUGCAACUUUUUAUAAACUGCAAUAAUUACCUUGCAGGGUUAACUCCUCCUCUAGUGGGCACUUCCGGGAUUAUAGCACACGCUAUGUGAGGACCUCCAGCGUCGCUAAAAUCCCUAUAGGAAAUCAUUGAAAGCAUUUUAAAUGCUUUCCUACGGGGAGAUCUAAUGUGCGUGCGCGGGCCAUUAGGUCUCCCCCGCCGUCGGGCGUGAUCAGUCUCACCCGCCGACUGACGUGGUGACGGGGAGGAGUGUGGGCGAGCAAGAAGCAGCACCAAGGGACAUCGUCGCUGUCUGUGGUAAGUCACAGAAGGGAUUUUGACCCCUUCAGCAAACGGGGAUGGGAGGUGGGAGGGAGAGGGGGCCUGCAGUGCCAGGAAAACAGAUUGUUUUCCUGGCACUGGAGAGUCCCUUUAAACAUAGAAACAUAGAAUAUGACAGCAGAUAAUACCCAUUUGGCCCAUCUAGUCUGCCCAAUUUCUAAAUACUUUCAUUAGCCUUAUCUGAUAUCUAAGCAGUGGAGUACGUACCACUUUCGCAGGGGUCCGUCACUCUAGGGGGACCAGCCACAGCUGCGAACCCUGCCACCGGCCGGGGGGCCACAGGUUGCCAGGUGACUGGCAGGAGGGGAGCACUGUGCUGCUCUUCUCCUGCAGUUGUCUGUAGCGUGGCAGAGCGGACUGACAGGAGGUGCUCAUUGAGAGAGCUCUUUCUGUCAGACCGGGUAUUGCGAUGGUGAGAGCGGGUGCCAGAGAGGAGGGGGGAGGAAAUGGGACACAUGGUGGGGCUGGGAGGGUGGGAAUGGGGCACACUGAGGGCCUGGGGGGAGGGAAUGGGACACAUUGAAGGGCUAGGGGGAGGAAAUGAGACACAUAGAUGGGCUGUGGUUGAGGCAAUUUGGAAGGUAUAGGGGAGAGGAGGAAUUGAGACACAUGGAGGCGCUUUGGAGGGGAGGAAAUGAGACACAUGGACAGGCUAUAGGGGGGACGAAAUGAGACACAUGGACAGGCUUUAGAGUGGAGGAAAUUAGACACAUGGAGGGGCUUUGGGGGCAGGAAAUGAAACACAUGGAGGGGCUUUGUGGGGAGGAAAUGAGAAACAUGGAGGGGCUUUGGGGGGAAGGAGACACAUGGAGGGGCUUGGGGUAUGAGACACACGGAGGGGCUGGGGGGAAUGCGACACAUGGAGGGAUUGGGGGAAUGAGACCCAAGAAGGGCCUAGGGGGAAAUAAGACACAUGCAAGGCCUGGGGGAGAAUGAGACACAUGUGGCCCCCGGGGCAGUUUUUGCACCAGGGCCUAGUGGUUUCUAGUUGCACCUCUGUAUAUAGGCUAGCCUUAUGCCUAGCCCCACGCAUGCUUAAACUCUUUCACAGUGAUAACCUCUACAAUUUCAACUGGAAGACUAUUCCAUGCAUCAACUACCCUCUCAGUAAAGUAAUACUUCCUGAUAUUAUUUUUAAAACUUUGCCCCUCUAAUUUAAGACUAUGUGGUAAUUUUUCUUCUUUUAAAUAUACUCUCCUCCUUUACUGUGUUGAUUCCCUUUAUGUACUUAAAUGUUUCUAUAAUACAUGUAAAUACAUAAAGGUAAUAAACACAGUAAAGGAGGAAAGUAUAUUUAAAACAUUUAUUCCACAUUUACCCAUUUGAAUUAUUGUAUUUUCUGUAUGUGCAUUAGCAAGCAUUGUUGAAGAUAAAUGUUUGAAAUCCUAAAAAAGGGAUUUGGGAUUCCUAAUCAAUCCAAACAGGCACCUACUCAAAAAUAAACAAAUAUGUAUUGAGGCAUUUUCCCUUCUAAAUACAUUUGUUAAUUUGCAUCUGAAUGUUUUUCAUGGCCAUUCCAGAUAUGCACAAUAGUGAAAUGAUUUGAAAUCAAGUCAGUACAAUUCAUUGUUUUGUGAACACAGCUCAAGGUUAUUUGGGGCAUGGAUAACUGAGAUUAUUAAAGCAUUUGCUAUACAUCUGGCGGGUUAUCCAAUGGUUAUUUGCAUUUCAUUUGAAAAAAAUUCAAACUACUAAGAGGAAUGUAAAAAGUGAAAUUCAAAACGCUCUUAAAUCUUAAAGACAAAAAAGCAUUGUAUUUUAUAGCCCACCUGCUGCGUUAGCUUAUAUUAAUUAGAAUAUAAAAUACAAAUGAAUGUGAAAUGGAAAUUGAAUCCCUAAACUGUAAUUUACAUUUAACUGCAAGUAUGUGUUAUUAAAGACAUGCGUAUGUAGCAAUCCCAGAAAAAGUGGUUACAUAAAAAAAAAAAAAAACUUUAUGUUUUUACCAUGUUUGAAUGAAUACAAAAGCUCACUGUGUGGAAGGGGGUAAAUCUGAUUCUGAAAGUGCUCAGCAGACAAAAGUAUAGCUUUACCAUUAACCCUUAAAGGAACACUAUAAAUACAAAUAUGUAGUCCUAACGCUAUAGAGCCCUAGUCACCGUUUAAGUGACUAGGGCCCUGUUCCACAUUGAAUAAAGGGUUAAUUAACCAUUUAUUUGCUUACCUUAAUCCAGCGCCGGGCUCCCUCAGCGCUGGUGACCCCUCCUCCUCCACUGAAGUCAGCUCCCGUGUGGAGCCGAACGUGCAUACGCAGCCAGGCGCGCACGCAUUCAAACCCGCCCAUAGGAAAGCAUUACUCAAUGCUUUUCUAUGGGGAUCUUUUUUGACACAGGACUCCAUGAGGACUCCGUGUAAAUCGCAGAAGCACCUCUAGUGGCUGUCAGGGAGACAGCCACUAGAGGCUGGAUUAACCCUGCAGUGUAAACAUAGCAGUCUCUUUGAAAAUGAUUUCAGCUGCAGGGUUAAAACUAGGGGGCUGAAGUGGUCUGGGUACCUAUAGUGGUCCUAUAGGGUGCCUAUAGUGGUCCUUUAAUAGUUUGCGCUGCCACAGCUUUCUGUUGUUAUUCUUCAAAGAGAUGUCCUAUUCAAGUAAAUAUUGCCGGCUGUUGGCAUAAAAUCAUUAGGGACCAGAAUGUGAUGAUGGUAUAAUGUGACAUGUGGUUCUUAAGGGGUUAAUAAUUAAAAAGCAAGAAGAGCUAGAUGAUAUACGUAGACAUUCACAAGUUAGGAUGGAGGAUAUGACGGGUGAGGAUCACAGGGCAUAAUCCAAGACUUUAGUAAUAAAAGACCAGAUAGAGAAACUAAACAGUGAAAAAUUUAAAUGUUUUGUUAAAGUACAAAAUACAGGAACAAAAAGUAAUCUUUAAAAUACUGCCAAGGUAAUGGUUGGAUCUGAGAUUCUAUCUGUGUCUCAAGAUGUCUCUCAUUAUAACAAAAGACAGUCGUAGUGAGGCUUGUGUGGGAGAGCUGUGUGUCGCAUUGGUUAUACAUCUGUAGUGUUUAGAAAGGUUAGAUAUAUGUCAGCUAAGAAAAGGAAAAUAGAUGUGAGAUAACUUCACAAUGUAAAAAUGAAAAGGAACAUUGAUAGUUAGCCGUGAGGAAGAAUCAAAUAAAAAGCUAUUAAAGAUACUGAUACAUGCUAUACCAUGAAAUACAUUGUACCAAGUUUGCACAUUUUUCUCUCUAGAGAAUCUGAUCUGUUGUAUUACAGCACCCAUGUUUCUAGCGUGUUGAGCUAGACUGCAAUACCGCAUGAGUGUACAUAUGGAUAACUGGCUACAUGUGUGAGCCGUUAAAUAUAAAAAGAAGGCAUGAUCUUGGCAGUUAACUAUGCAUUGAAAGCUGGUCUCAAUUUAGAUCCUAUCUUACAUUUCUAUAAAAUAAAUAUUUGAGUGGUGAGGUGACAGAAGAAAUAUAUUGAUACAGUAUCGUUAAAGAAAUUGUUUUGGAAAAUAAAUAAUAAAACAUUCAGAAAUAGUCACGGUAUGAUAAGGUAUGUGUCUUAGGCAUCUAAGAAGAAACUUUCCGGCAUCUGUAUUUGAUUGAUCAUUUUUCAUUUUACGGUUCUUUGACGUUAUCGUAUGGAUGCUUUCAACGCAAACACAAUCUAAGAUGUUAUACCCUUUCCCUGCCAGUAAUGCAGCUGAACUUCGAAAUCAAUAAAAAGUUAAAACCGGGAUUAACUUCAGUCAUCAUUAUUAAUCAUACGAUCUAGAGAUUUUGAGGUUAACAAAAAUGGUUCCAUCAUGGAAUGAUCUGACCUGUCUGUUUGACCCCAUUUAAAUGGCAGUCAUGGUGAUAUGUGAUGUGCUUCAUUAACUUAUUGUGUGUCUUCUACAAAUAUUUUUAGGUAUAGUGUACAUUGGUAUUCAGUUAUCAGUUUCUAUGGUUAUAUUGUAGUUACAAUGCUUACGUGUUCUUUAAUUGGCUUAACUGAUUAACAAGGAAUUUUUAUUUAAGGUUAGUACACACAUCUUCAACUCACGGAGAUGUUUUACAUGGUUUUUCAGUUCAUUCCCAAAACACAGUUUUCUGGGAUGCAGGUUAGUUAAUAGAAAAGUGUUUUCGAUAACAUUUAAAGUUCUUUUAGAUGUUACGUUAAACAUGUGAUGUUGCAGAUGAUCAGAUUGGUAGAAUUGUGAUUAUUUUAAAUAUGUUAAUUGUUCAUCAGAAAUAUCAUUGUAGCUCUGGAGAUUUAUGACACUUUGCCUGUAUGCAACUUAUAUUAACUAUCUGGAUUUAUUGUCAACUGUAUCAAUGUAAUGGCUCGUCCUGGCCUCUCUUCAGACCUUCAUUAUUUCAAACUACCAUAUCUUUUCUCCCAUUUCUCUUUUAGCAGUUCUCUCUCCCCUCUCUCUUCUUUUCUCUUCACAUCUUCUCAAUGAUUUUCCCAGUUUUUUCCAUUUCUCUUGAAACCCUGUUUUUUUCAAUUGCUCUGCAUAUCUCUCUGUUCCUCUUUCCAUUGGUCCCUCCAUAUCAGUGCCAUGUACUUACUAUCUGUCUUCUGCUCUCCCAUAAUGCUUUCAUUAGGUUUACACCUUGCACUUCCUGACACUCUUUAGUGCUCUCUUACACAUUCAAAUGGCUUCUGUCUAUGUAAUGUGGGUGGUGGUAUCCCUGAUGUCCAGCAGAGAACCAUAUUUAUGUAGAGGCCUCAGAGUUGUCAUGUGAUCCAUCUUUACAUGUGACAUCACAGUUUACCCUGUUACUCAAUAUAUCAUGCUGGACAACAGGAAACUUUGAUGCUAUCUCUGUGACUCAUGUGACAUCACAAUCUCAUGUGACAAAAAAAGCAAGCUCAGUGAUGUUCUGCAAGAAUUCCAUUUAUCAUAUUUAAUGUAUUCAUUUAUUUUGGGAUAGGAAUUGAGAAGUCACUUUGGUUGGAAAGCUUACAAGAGAAGAAGAUGAUAAAAUGUUUUGUUACAUGAGCUAAACAAUGCGUUACUUUGUCUUUUUGUCACAAUUUUUUUAAUCUAUUUACAUAUCAUGAAUGAUCCCUGCUCUACACCUCCUAAGGCCUUUUAUCCCCAUUAACAGGUAUUAACGAUUUCAGUUACCUGCACACCAACUGCUUUGAGAUCUCAAUUUACUUGGACUGUGACAAAUUCCCCCAUGAGAACGAGCUUGCUGAACAGUGGGAAAACAACAGGGAGUCUUUAAUUGUUUUUAUGGAACAGGUGAGUCUUCUUUAGUCUCCUAUUUUCAGAAAUGUAGCACAAACAGAAAUGAUCCUAGACGUUAAAAUAAGAUUAGUAAGCCACAUGGCACUAAUUCUGCUGUAGGAGUGAUGUCAGGGAGUGAUGUCAGCCUUUAAUGGUGUCUGGAAAAUGUAAUGGUAUAGAACAGGAGACAUCAUUAAUGUGAUAAGUUCUAUACAUGUUUCACUUUUUUUUCCCAAUAUAUAUUUAUUUCACCAUCUACAACAAUGAUUCUUUUUUUUUUCUGGAGUUCAAAUCUUAUAUUUGACAUUACCUCUGCAGCAACAGCUGGAUCAGUUCCCCUUCUUGUCUCGACAUUUGGCCAAAGAAUAGGUUGAGACAUCUCAAACAACAACCAUGAGUAGAUCAUCUUUGCCUGACUGGUCCAGUCUGGAGUGGAAUAAUUAAUUUGUUAAAUGUUGCUCUUUUCUUUUACCAUCAGUUAGAGAUUUGCUUUGCAUUGGUCCCUUGGUGAUUUCAUACCACUGUACCGUCAGUUAAUAAAUGAUGAAAUAUGCUAAUUUGUGGCGCCAAAGAGGUUAAUAGCCCCUCAUCUAUCUUGCAAUUAAGUUACUGAUUCACAUUUCCCUUGGAUUCCUCUGAAGUUUUCAUCUCCUUCUUCAUCUCUCCAAGGUUCAUCGUGGAAUUCGAGGGCUUGUCAGGGAUGUACAUGGAAGAGGGAUUGCAAAUGCCAUUAUAUCUGUGGAAGGCAUUAAUCAUGAUAUACGGACAGGUAAAUCUAAUGCAUGCAACGGACAUGUUUAUGUUAAUCUUAAUGCUAUUUGUAGUUAUUAGAAACAUCCACAUGUAGGAACAUCUACAGUCUCUAUUACUCCAGAUGGAGUAGGAUAUAGUAAACAUGUCUCUUUCCUUUCUUUACCAUCCCCAGAAGAUAUUCUGUAGUUAACUAUGGUUUUUUAAGUGUUUUGAGAUGUAUCUUGCAUUUAGUGUGCUUGACGUACUUCCCCUCCACCCCUCCUACUCACCUCUUCGUUCUGUCAAUGUUUACUAGAUUUUAUCUUCCAGUAGAGAGCCAUUCUUUCUGCUUACUACAACAUAACUCUGAGCUUCCAUUUGUCUGUGAAUGAAGAUGGUCCAAUAAAUCACAGACUGCUCUGGCAACAGAUGGCAAGAGUCUGUUACACUAAUCACAUUACAUACAAGUCUUUUGCAAUACUUUUGUACUACGUCCCUCUCUCUCUCUUUUUAUUUUUUCACGAGUUUACCAUUUGUGUACCACUUCCGACGGCCUUAAUUGCUGUGUACAAUAACACAUGCCCAUAGCACCGUGCCAUAUUGUGUUUUCUUUUCAAUCACCAAAAGCAAAAAUUUGUUCACACCCUACUGCAUGCCCUCCUUCCUAAAAUCAUGACACUUUUUGCGUUGGCAAAAACAUAGUGAUGUAAUUCCUGGCCCAUUUUCAGGUCACUGAGAUCAGCCAUAGUAAUACCCAGUCUUAGGGGAUAAAACCAAUGCCUGGCUCUGCAGCUGCAAUUCGUUGACUCUUCAAUAGAAGAUAAUCCCAGGGGAUGGAAUUAUCUGACAAAGAGCAGUCUCAUUCAGUGGAUUGUGUGAUUACCAGAUCACAAUUUCACUGUCUCAUUCUAUGCACAUUUAUCCUGCAGCAGUAACGUGAUGUUUAGUGUUCCUGCUAGUCUUACUGCACUUCUGCUCAAGAAUACAAGUAUCAAUUACCAAAUUUAUUACAUUUACCUCUUAUUAGCAGCAUUGCAUUUUUUAUUUAUAGAUUACCAUUAUUCCAUUUCACUUCCAAAUCACCUCCUGCACCUUCAUUCCUGUAUCUGCAUCUCUUUUCAUUCUCUACGUAAAACAUCUGCUCGCCUUCAUUCCUCACAUGCAGCACCUUUUAAACAUCAUUCCUCGGUAACUGCAUUAUCAUUUACCUUCAUUCCAGACAUACAGCACCUCCUGCACCUUCAUUCCUGCACCUGCUGAGUCUGCAUCUAUUUUCCUUCUUUACUUACAACAUCUACUAACAUUCAUUCCUCACUAGCUGCACCUUCUAAACUUCAUUCCCUAGUAACUGCAUUAUCAUUCACCUUUAUCCCAGAUUUACAGCACCUCCUGCACCUGCAUUCCUUUAACAGUACCUUCUGCACUUUCAUUGGAACUUUCAGCAUCUUUAUACCUAACAGCUCUUCCAUCACCUUCAUUCUGACCAUACGCACUGCCUGCACCUUCAUUCCUACUAAAAGCACCAUCAGCACUUUCCUUCCUAAUUAAUAUUACCUACUGAACAUUUUUUUCAACGGUCAGCAUUUUCAUUCAUGAAUUAAAAUUCACACAGCGCCUUUAUUUCCUGCACUUUCAAUCCUGAUUGACUGUAAUUCUUCUACAGUUAUAAUCAUCCCUCCUACAACUUUAUUGAUCUAGAAAUAUCCUUUCACGUCCUUCAUUCCUCACUAGCCAUAUUUGUUAUAUUUGUACAAAAUUGUGCGCAUUCAUUCAUGAUCAAGAGCACUUACACAGAUCCAUUCUGGACUAAUACCCUCAUGUUCGCCUUGGGUUAUCCAUAGCUUCACUUCCGCCAUUAAGCUCUUGAUUAACAGAGCCUACUUUAAAUACUAACGAAGACCACUUCCUGCAUUUUUUAUCUGGACCAAAUGCACUACCUAUAUCUAUAUUGUUAAUUGAAUAUCCUCCCUUCUCCAACAUCUUCUGACCUAUCUCAAGUGGCUGCUUUAGAAGGCCACAAUUAAUUAUUAAAGGGACCAUCUAAGCACUAAAAUAAAUUUAGCAUGGUAAAGUGGGUUUGGUGUUUAGAUCACACCUUUGCAGUCUAACUGUGCAAUUCUCUGUCAUUUAGGAGGUUAAUUUUGUAAGUUUCCUUAUUCAACACUGUGAUCCUGUUUGUCCACCCCUGUUUUAGAAUUUCUUAUCUCCUUCUCUGUUAAUUACCUCCCUGAACCUACAGCAGCAUCCUGUAUGUAAUUAAAUUUAAUUAACGGGCAGCAGAUAAGAAUUUCUAAAGUAAACACACCGUGUUGUAUGAUCUGAUUGAAAAUAAAACCAUUUUUUUCCCCAAGGAAGCUCUGUGAGUCUCAGUCAGCGGAGUGUAGCUAGUGCUGCAUAAAUAGAAACAAACGUUCUAAAUAGCAGAGAAUUGAACAGUGAGACUGCAGAUACAUGAUCUAUACACCAAAACUGCUUCAUUAAGCUGAAGUGGUUUUGGUGCUUAGAGCAUCUCUUUAACUCCUUAAGGACCAAGCUUCUGGAAUAAAAGGGAAUCAUGACAUGUCACACAUGUCAUGUGUCCUUAAGGGGUUAAAGGUCUUACAUUUUCCGCUGGGUUGUAUAAUGACCUGUUUCUCAUUUUACCUGAUAGCAUCAUUUACAGUUUUAAAAGAAAAAAAUAAUUGCACAUGUUUCUAUCUCCUAGAGAAUCUGCUAUGUUUCAUAUUAUUAGAUUGCCUUUUAUAUUGCUCUUAAUGUCUUUUUUUCCUGGUCUUUAUGUUGCAUCCCUAAUUUUCCAAAAUAACCCAAUAUAUGCCAACGCUCCUGACUGGCAUGUAUAGACUUUCCUUUAGAGCCCGUUUCUCCCCUGACCUCCUUGACGCUAGGGAUCCAAACUUACAAGUUCGUUGGAAAGAUCACACUUGUUAAUGACUUUACCUGAUGGAAAUAUUACAUUGGUUACUUUCUCAGCCAGCACACCACCUCUGGCAAAUCCAGUUUCCCGCACAAUGCUCAGCUCCUCGCAGUCCUUUCCAGGCUCUACCUCUUCACUGCCAAAUGAGCUGGCACAACUGGUGUUAAAGAGUUCAAACCCAAAAUAAUAUUAGCAUGUGACUGGAAAUCUCUGCAGGAAAUAUCGUAUAAUACAAUAUUCAUAUAACACAUAAAAAAAAAUCACUAUUAUUUCUAAAACACCUUCGUAACAAACUUUUGCAUUUGGCCCCUUGCAACGUUCCCACAAAAAAAGCAACGUGGGUAAUAUUCUGCUUUAUGUGAUGAAUUAUUUUCAGUAUAAAAACAAUAUGAAACUUUAAUGAGCUGUAGAAUCACUCACUUGCACAGUGAGCAGGUUGAUUAUAUAUUAAAUGCACAAACUCACUAUUUACGUACUCAACAUUUCAAAUUUUCCAUUUGAAUGGAUACUUUAUCAUAUUAAAUCUGUUUAAUGGCCCUUUCCUGGCAAGCAGUGAUAAUUCUUCUAUGUGCACAAAUUGCAGACAUUUUAUACAUUAUUGCUUCAGGUAAUCAAUAUUUCAGCUAUUCAUUCAGCAGUUUGCAACACUAACAUCUUAGUAGCCUGACUUUAAAGGAACGCUAUAGGGUCACGAACACAAACAUAUUCCUGACCCUAUAGUGUUAAAACCUCUAUCUAGCCCCCCUGUCUCCCCCUUGCUUCUUUAAAUUUAGUAAAAUCUUACUUGUAUUCAAAUAUGCAGCUGCUGCCUCUGCCACUGAUCUACCUGCUUGGCUGAUAUAAUCAGAAGUGUUGUUCUUUCACAUAGGAUUGGGUGAAACUGUCAAGGAGGCAGAUUAGGGGUAGAGCCAGCACAAGCCAAACACAGUCCUGGCCAAUCAACAUCUCCUCACAGAUAUACAUUGAAUCAAUGCAUCUCUAUGAGGAAAAUUCUGUGUUUGCAUGCAGAUGGUGGAGACAUUGAAUAAAUUCCAAGAAGCACCUCUAGCAGCCAUCUGAAGAGUGGUCAGUGGAGGUAUCACUAGGCUGUAAUGUAAACACUGCACUUUCUCUAAAAAAAAGACAGUGUUAACUGCAAAAACACCUUAAGUGGAUGAAUAUACUCACCAGAACAAAUACAAUAAGCUGUUGUUGUUCUGGUAACUAUAGUGUCCCUUUAAAUCUGCAUAAUUUUUCAUUUUGCAUAAUAACACACUGCUAUAGUAUUUUGCAAUAGUCUGCAAUAGUAUUUUUUAUUCUUUUUUCAAAAUCAUUAGGUAUUUUUAAAACAUUUGCCAUAACAGAACAACCUGUUGCAUUCCAGAGGUCGGAUAGAUUUUGGUGAAGUCGUCUGUGGAUAUAUGUAAUCAAUUCCAAAUAUUAUAUUUUGUUCUCUCCAAAGUUGGUUAUUUACCCACUUAUUAGUUUGUGCUAAAAUAAAAAAAAAAAAAAAAAGGAAAGAAUUUAUGCUCAGAAUUCAGUUUUGAGAUAUGUGAUAUAGAUUACAAAAGAUUGCAGGCUGUUUUCUGAGCAAAACUCAUAGCAUCGUUUUUUCUUUCUCUGCAUAAGGGCACGCUUUGCAUGAUUCUGGGAAAAUAACUAGUGAAAGGUAAUAUGUAUGAAUCAUUUGACCGGACCUCAUAGCAUUCAAAUGAAGUGAAGGAACUAAUGUAGAGAGGGCCCUGUUGCAAAAAACAGUGUUUGUGUUUGAAUGCAGAAGUGGUUUUGUGUAUUAUGUUGGUGUUUCCACGCAGGUAUGUGUUCACAUAUACAGAUACACAUUGUCACACAUAGAAACACACAGACAAAGCAAAGAUACACACUGACACAUAUGGAUUGACACUCAUGAACAAAUGAAUUGACACAUAAACAUACAUAUGCACAGAUUUGCUCACUGACACACAUGCACAUAUGCACACAUACAGAAUACACACACAGAUAUACUCACCCUCCUGCUGUGAGCACUUUAAAUGUCUCCCUUGGUCCCAUGUAAGUUUUCCUGGAGGCCUGUCUUCUAGUGAUGUGAGCACAGCUGGGCAGGGCCCCAUGGUAUCUUAGAUAGAAGCAGGCAUCAGUGGGCUCCCUGAUCCCCUGUGGCCCUCGUGCAGGCACACUGGCUGCAAUUCCAGUAGUUCCACACCUUGUCUCUCAAUGAAUUUACUCUUCAGGAUAAUUCUAAAUACUAACUGUCGUAACAGUGGCAAGAAAGCAACUUUGUCAUGUGUUGUACUAUGAAUUUCACAUAGUUUACAAGGUUAUUGUCAUAUUUUAUUUAACGAACAUUACAAGUACCAUAACCAUUACAUAAAAAUAAUUCAAAAGUCACCGUACUAAACAGAAAAUUGUUGUCUAACUUUCAAAAUAGAUGGGUCUGUUCACUAAACAAAGAAAUUAAGCAUAUGAAAAAAUCCAAAUUGCCAUAUUCUUAAUUAGUUUUUUUUUCCAAAUCUGCUCUUUUGUGAUCAGUUUUGCAAUGUUUCAAUUCACCAUAAUUUGAUGAAUAAAGUCCUAACAUGAACUCAGGAAAAAUGUCUGCUUAGACAAAUUGUUUUUUUUUUCUCCUGAAUCCAUCUAUCCUGGUUUAAAUUUUGUAUUUUAAUAUUCCACUCGCUGCAACCCACUCUUUAGUGAAUUAAGUCUCUUAAAAAAAAUCUAGAACUAUUCCUGAUUAUUUUUCUGCUAAUUUUCUUAAUCGUAAUAAUUUUUAUCCAUUGUCUAAAAAAAAAAGCUUCAGCGCUAUAUAGACACAGCCUUCCAUUUUUCUAAAACUCUGAAUUCUCUUUUGCUGAGCACAGGAGUAAGUGUAUAUUUCCCAAUGUAAUUAACAGUUCAGUAAUUAGAAACUUACAGUAAUGCUGGGACAAGCGCCAAUCACCACAUGCUGAGCGCAUCCGUUGCCAAGAUUAGUUUUAACCUCCCACGCUCUACUUUUUUUCCCUUUCCUUUUUUUUUUUUUUUACAAAAAGCAGAGCUAUAUCUUAUUUAUUACUGCUCUCAAUUUCUGAGUUCCACAUCAUUCUUUUUUUUUUUCCUCGAUCAUUAACCAUCAUGUGUGUUGCAAUUCUUAGAACAAAUGGCAUUCUUUGCAUACAUGUAAAGCAGCUGGAUUAUGGCUGUCUACCACAUCCACACACUCUAAUAAGUGCCCAAGCAGACAUGUAAACAGGACUAGCCUUAGACCAGGGGUGCCCAAAAGGUAGAGCCCCAGAUGUUGUAGAACUACAACUCCAAUGAGGCUUUGCAUGCCCUUAGAAUGCUUUUAGAAUGUCAAUGUAUCGUGGAAGCUGAAGUCUUAAACCCUUUGGGGAUCUACAUUUUGGGCACCCAUGCCUUAGACUUUCAGGUGCCCUGUGCAUAACAACCCCUGCCCCCACAUCAUACUUUUUCAUUAUUAUUUAGUAUAAAAAGGCAAAGAUAUAUUUUUAUAUUGAUUGUAAUUUUUUAUGUGUUAUAUUACUAAUUAAAAAUUUUUUUUUUUUAUAAAAUAAAUAAAAAUAGACUUCCGUAGGUGAGGACUUACCAAACCAGGAAGUGGCUAGUACAGUUUUGAAGUUUCUCGUAGUGCGGAUGAACUGUAUGCUGGCAGGCUCUUAAAAAGUAUUAAACAAUAAAAGAGUCGAACAUAUUUGUUGUUGCUUUAUUAGCGAGAAUUUUUAAUGAGCUUUCACAGUGUGAAAGAGUAAGAGAUUUUAUUUUAAUUUUUUUGCUGUGAAUAUAUUUUGCUUUUUUGAGCUACAUUGGGAAAUGCUAUAUUCAUGAAAAAAAAAAAAGUAGCUUUGUGGGAGUGUUUGGAGGCCAUCUCAUUCUGAUAGAUAACUGUUUCUCUAUAUAUAUAAGUGUGGCAAUAUUAUUAUUAUUUAUUAUUUUAUUAUUUGUAUAGCGCCAUCACAUUCCGUAGCACUGUACAAUGGGUGGACUAACAGACAUGUAAUUUUAACCAGACAAUUGGACGUACAGGAACAGAUUGGUGGAGGGCCCUGCUCAAUGGGCUUACAUUCUAGAGGACCUGAUAUUAAGACCUGUAUCUAUUUAAUUUAGAUUAGGGGAUUCAUUUUAGCAAAAUCUAAAACUAUAGGUCAUCAAGGCAGAAAUGCAUCUGAAUAUGAACUCCAGGAAGACACAUUCCAGUUGAUAAGUUCUUGGAGGCAGUACAUUAUAUCUAAUUAAAAAAAAGUGUGUUGGGCAUUUUAUCUUCAUUACAUGUUGUUGCUGUUUGAUGUGGAUAUGUGCAGAGCUCUGCUGGAGGUACUAUGUAGCUUACUCCUAUGUCAAACUGUGUUUCCUUCUGUGUACUUUGACGUUUUACCUCUUCUACUGAUAUUCGGCCCUGCCAUGUGACGUUGUUCCCCACCUUUUCCAUGGUUCUUCCAGAAUUGGUCUUCCAGAAAAAAACAUCCCAACUUUACCAGUGUUAUUUUCCUAUUGACUCAUACCAUGUAAAAUGGUAACCCACACAUACCAUGUAGUCCCUCCAAAAAACAGCAUUUUUAUUUUUUUACAUGUUCACUGAACUCUUCUCUAUAUAAUAAAUCUGAAAUCUGCUAUGUGAAGCUAUGGCUUCCUUCCAGAAGACUUGCAUCCUAUCAAAAGUCUUAGUCCUUCUAGGAGACAGAUUUAAACUUUAAAACCCUUUCUUCUGCUUCUAUCUGUACACUUUUACCAUUUGUCCCUCUUGUUCUUUUAGAGUCUCUCCAUGUAAAGCUGUUAAUCGCAUAGCUCUUGGUAAUUUUAAUCUGUAAUGGUUAAAAUUGAUGGUAUUUUUGGACUCUUCUGUGUUCUACAUUAAAAAAAUUAUCAAUUACAAAAACAACCCAGUUAUUACCAAUGCCUCAUAAGUAUAUCUUAAAAUCCUGCCAUUCCAUGAAGAAUUUUAAUUAUGCUUAUUUUGUUGCCAGACUAUCCAUUACUGUUAUUAUUUAUUAUAUGCGAAGUAAAACAAAUUAUUAAAACCACGAGCAAUGGUGAAUAGUAAUCCUGAUAAACACAUCCUCAUAGUUUUGCUAAUAAUUUUUUUCAUUAUCCUUCGCAUGUAAAUCAGCAUUGAAAUUACGUAACUUGCUGUAAUCUAAUUGUCCCUAGCCAGUGAUGGAGAUUACUGGAGGCUGCUUAAUCCAGGAGAAUAUGCAGUGAUAGCCCGAGCUGAAGGUUUCACACCCUCCACUAAGAACUGUGCGGUGGGAUACGAAAUGGGAGCCACACGGUGUGACUUUACCCUCACCAAAUCCAACCUGGCUCGGAUCAGAGAGAUUAUGGAGAAGUUUGGCAAACAGCCAGUGAGCAUGGGUCUACGCCGCAGAAGAAUCCGCACCAGGCCAAGACAACAUACCUAAAACAUCUGAAAUUUUGAAACUGGAAAACACCUUACUAUGUCAUAUCUAAAUUUAAAGCUCUUAUCUGAAUUAAGAUCUCUGAAUAGUAGAAUAUAAUCUACAUUGGGCUCUUCAUACUGUCAGUAAGGUUCUUUAGCUUGUUCCAAAAAAUACAGUGACAUUAUGUGAACUUUCUUAAGUGAACAUACUCUAUGGAAGAACGUUUCAUAGCACAGAGCGGACUAUUCAAUAAUACACGCCAUACUCGGCUUAGCUAUUCUGGACCUAGUUCCGUAAGAAAUUCCAGGAUAAGUAUGUAAUGAGAAUAUGCAUUCCUUAUAUAUUCUGUGCUUACAGACUUUGAGUGUAUAUAGUAUCUCUGGAACUACAUGUUAUUUUCAAGGCUGAUGAACCUAAUGAUCGCAAAAAGGGAAAAUUGAAAUGUCUGGUACUCCAAUGAAACGUAAUCAAACUAAAAUGAGAAUUGACUGAGCUGUACGGCCCUAAAAAGAGAAGUCAUUAAACCACAUUACGCUUAAAUUAGAAGACACUAUUCUGUGGUUACUAUAUUUGUCCUCAAAUAUAGUUCUUCAUAUGUUUUAUUUUAAUUGUCUUCCCCAGUUCUUUUUUAUUGCUCUAGCCAAGAAACUGUUCUUCAUUACUGUGCUAUGUAAUCAAUUACAUUUCAUUGUUAGAAAAUGAUACAUCAGUCAUUUAAUCCCUUGACUGCUGGGAGAGAUCCCAUUAGUACAUUAGUCCAGUAUCGAUAUGCUAUUGGCCUAUCUCUAACUUUCUUUAAGAAUUUUUUUUAAAUAAAAUCUGUUUUAAGAGAUAUUUUAGCAAUAAAUAAGUAGCAAAUGCCAAUGCUUCCUUUUUUUCAGCCAACUGGUGUUACCUUUAUAAAUAGUUUCCAUAUUGGCGUAUUGUCACCUACCAAGGCCGUAAAUGCGGUGACAUUUAUUGCAUAAAAUGCAGACUUUACCAUUGAAUCCUGUGGACCCAGCUGUAAUAUAAUUCAUAGUUCCUCCUGACUGGUAGUGUUAACAUUGAAUAGACAGCAGCUGCUCGAAUUUCGGACGGAAUGCGCCCUCAAUACCCCCCUUCCUUUAUAGUAACUCUCAGCAGAUGUGCUGGCACUGGCUCACUCCAAAUGUGGAACUAAUCCUGUUCCCAUAUUGAAGCAAAUACAGAUCUUUCAUGUUUUAAGUUAACCUCUUCUUGGUGGAAAAACUACAGUGUUUAUGUAGAGAUGGCCAAAGCCCUAGUCAAAGGACACUACAUUUUCAAUUCCAUAUUCACUAUUCAAAAGGAUUGCAAUUGUGGACCUGCAGACCACCAUGACUAGGCAAACUGCAAAAAAAAUAUUUCAGAAGAAACAGAAAGAAGCAAAAAAAUAAUACCUAAAAAUAAUUAAAAGACACACAUGAACAUUAUACUUUGCCCAACCAAGAGGAGUUUAUGCUAGUGUAGACAAGUGAGCAGAGGGUGCAAAAGGCCCCUUCCCAAAAUUUAUCAUGCUCUAUAAAUUUCACUGUGCCAGAAGGGUGCCAAAUGGGGCCACUGUGAAAGAAUAAUUUCUCAAGUGGGAGUGUGGUAACCCGAACUGGUCACAGCAACGAACAUUCCAAUAACAUGGCAUCCAGGGGCAUUGAUCAAUCACAAA
Pelobates cultripes (western spadefoot toad) is the source of this 77883-nucleotide messenger RNA. The record is from the annotation of a GenBank genome assembly. NCBI's taxonomy places the organism in Eukaryota, Metazoa, Chordata, Amphibia, Anura, Pelobatidae.